AUGAAGCACGAGCACCACCACCAGUCAGUCUACACCACUGCGCACACGCCCAUUGUUACUAUGACAACUAGCGUAGCCAUGUCAGCAAACGACUGCUGUCUGAACACACACGUCAAAUUUGUCAGUAUUCCAAAACGGAUUUGAAAAACCAAAACUGAUUUGAGCAUUAAGGCCUGCGGCGUGAGCAAGGCUUAAGUCGACCUCCAAUGUCCCACCUGCUAAAACCACCCCCCAUACCAGAAAGGUCUGUUGUCCCUCAGACCACCUCCUUACCCGUGACGUGCAUUUUGCGUCCUUAACUGACUUUCAAUGGCCGAUUUUUGCCGUAGCUCAGAAUGAAAUAGGGACUGUCCCAUGAAAAACCUGAAUCAAUGCUGCCAUCCCUCAAGCGCCCAGCCAAAUACCCUAUGGGCCUUUGGCAUGUCCAUGAGAGGCGUGUCCUAAUUUAACAUUAGCCACAUAUCAGACAAAAAAAGAAAAACUAACAUAGAAAUGAAAAUCGAAGGGAACAGAAAGAGACAAACCAGAGAAAAAUAACUUAAGUAGUCUGCGGCCAAUAUGACCUAAAAACAGAUACCCAUAUAACACAAAACUUGGAACAUAAUGUAAAAUGAUACUAAUAUCUAGUAAUAGCAACAGUGAUGACAAUAAUAAUCAUUCUAAUAAGUCAAUACAAAGUUAAAAAAAUAAUAUAAUAAAUGCUCAAUAAAAAACAAAAACAGUCUAACAGCUAUUAGCAAGUUACCAAGAUUCUACCUGCGAUCUUCACCAUUAGCAGUGUUGACAAUGAUAAUAGUAAUAAUGAUAGUAAUAUAAAUCAUCUCCAUCACCGACGGCAUCGAUAACACCGUCAACACCCAAUCACUACCAGAUCCCACCAAUUAUACAAUUGUGAUCCACACUAUUUAAUGAUAAUGAUGAUAAUAGUAUUAAUACUAGACUGAACUCUAAGAACACACUCACACAUACUUACACACACAGUGCAUUCAGAAAACAUUUUGUUACGUUAUUCUUAUUCUAAAAUGGAUUAAAUAAAAAUCCUCAUCAAUCUACACACUAUAAUGACAAAGUGAAAACUGGUUUUUAGAAAUGUUUGCAAAUGUAUUAAAAAUAAAAACAGAUACUUUUAUUUACAUAAAUAUUCAGACCCUUUGCUAUGAGAUUCUAAAUUGAAGUUUGGAACCACCAAGACCAUUCCUAAAGCUGGCCGCCCGGCCAAACUGCGCAAUCGGUGGAGAAGGGCCUUGGUCAGGGAGGUGACCCAAGAACCCGACGGUCACUCUGACAGCGUUCCUCUGAAGAUGGGAGAACCUUCCAGAAGGACAACCAUCUCUGCAGCACUCCACCAAUCAAGCCGUUAUGGUAGUGGCCGAACGUAAGCCACUGCUCAGUAAAAGGAACAUGACAGCCCACUUGGAGUUUACCAAAAGGCACCUAAAGGACUCUCAGACCAUGAGAAACAAGAUUCCCUGGUCUGAUGAAACCAAGAUUGAACUCGUUGGCCUGAAUGCCAAGCGUCACGUCUGGAGGAAACCUGGCACCAUCCCUACGGUGAAGCGUGGUGGUGGCCGCAUCAUGCUGUAGGGAUGUUUUUCAGCGGCAGGGAUUGGGAGAAUAGUCAGGAUCGAGGGAAAGAUGAACGGAGCAAAGUACAGAGCGAUCCUUGAUGAAAACCUGCUCCAGAGCACUCAUGACCUCAGACCGGGGUGAAGGUUCACCAUCCAACAGGACAACGACCAUAAGCACACAACCAAGACAACGCAGGAGUGGCUGCGGGACAAGUCUCAAUGUCCUUGAGUGGCCCAGCCAGUGCCCGGACUUGAACCAGAUCGAACAUCUCUGGAGAGACCUGAAAAUAGCUGUGCAACGAUGCUCCCCAUCAAACCUGACAGAGCUUGAGACGAUCUGCAGAGAAGAAUGGGAGACCAAAUACAGGUGUGCCAAGCUUUUAGCGUCAAACCCAAGAAGAUUCGAGGCUGUAAUUGCUGCCAAAGGUGCUUCAACAAAGUACUGAGGAAAGGGUCUGAAUACUGAAUAUAAAAUGUGGAAAAAGUCACAUUUUAUAUUCACACAGACGAGAUGUGUCCCAUUUAUGUCUGUCGAAAACCAAACACUUCUUUCCACAGUAAGAACCUCAUUCCAACGGUCAAGCAUGGUGGUGGUAGUGUGAUAGUAUGGGGAUGCUUUGCUACCUCAGGACCUGGACAUCUUAACUUAAUAGAAGGAACCAUGAAUUCUGCUCUGUAUCAGAGAAUUCUACAGGAGUAUGUCAGGCCAUCUGUCUGUGAGCUGAAGCGCAGCUGGGUCAUGCAGCAAGACAAUGCUCCAAUACACAAAUCUACAUGAAAGUGGUUAAAAAGCAACACAUCUGAAGUUUUGGAAUAGCCUAGUCAAAGUCCAGACUUAAUCCCAAUUGAGAUGUUGUGGCAGGACUUGAAACGAGUUGUUCAUGCUUGAAAACAAACGUUUUGCUGAGUUAAAACUGUUCUGCAUGCAAGAGUGGGCCAAAAUUCCUCCACAGCGAUGUGAGACUGAUCAACAACUACAGCAAGCAUUUGGUUGCAGUCAUUGCAGCUAAAGGUGGCACAACCAGUUAUUGAGUGUAAGGGGGCAAUUACUUUUUCACAAAGGGGAAUUGGGUGUUGUGUAACUUUUAGUUAACCAAAAAAAUUGAUACUUAUUUAAUUUAAUUAUUUGUAUACUCCGGUUCCCUUUAUCUAAUAUUAGGUUUUGGUUGAAGAUCUGUAACAUUCAGUAUGAAAAAUAUGCAUAAAUUGAGAAUCAGAAAGGGGGCAAAUACUUCUUCACAGCACUGUAUAUAACAUGAUUUUUAAUCACAUCAAUAAUUAUUACUAUAUAGCUGCUGAUGAUAAUAACAAUGACAAUGGUAAUAAUAAUCUCAACAACAAUAUAAUACAUUUGAAAUUUGUAAUAAAACAAAUUAAUAUAUUUUCUAAAAUUGGUUUUAUGUGAAAUUUCAAAAAAUGAACUAGUGGUUCUCAAACCUCUCCUCGGGGACGCCCAGCCAUACCAUGUAUUUUAUAUGUUCCAGAGCUACUGUAGCACAACUGAUACAACUUAUCAACAAAUUAUCAAGCCCUCUGUGAAUCGGUGAGGUAGUUCAGGGCUACAACAAAAUUGUGACACGUUGGGUGGUCCCAGAGGAGAGGUUUGAGAACCACUAGCUUACGGCAUACAUUUGUACUUAAGUGUGUAAUAAAUAGUAUGUAUGUUGUAUGGUUAGUACGUUUAGUAAGCAGUUGGCCUGAACGAUUUCGGACAUAGCCAUAGCCUCCCCUCCUCUCUCAGCUGUGCCCUACUUCUGUCCCCCUCAGUAAGGCCAAGCACACUUUUAUACCCUGCGUGAGUAAUUACCUCUCUCUCCUCCUCUCCCCCCUGUCGCAGGAGCCUCCUGAAGAUGAGGCAAACAUUAUUGAGAAAAUCCUGUCGGUUCGAAACGUGAAGAAAGAGGUACGCCGCCCGACAUAAAAACACACACACUAGCAACAGGGUCUGUGUGGAUUAGCGACGUGUGUAUACUUUAUUUGAUAUUUUGUUUUUUUUCUUCUUCUUCUUUUGAGGCGUCCCCUGAGGAGACAACUGAGGAGUUGGAGGAGUUCUAUGUCAAGUACAGAAAUUUGUAAGUGUGCUUAGCUAGGUGGAAGACCCCAGUGACAUUAGUCUAUUUGAUAACAGAUCAAAUAGUGAGAUUCCUUUGAAUGAUAUUCUGGUGUAUGACAUGAGGUUAGAGCUCUUGAGGUUUUCAAAGCUGCACCCUUCAAAAUGAGCAUUUUCUCAUGUUUAGCUAUGUUCUACGACGUAUUUCCACGUUCUUAAAACCGGGGGGGGGGUUCUGCUAAGCUAUUAUAUGGAAUUGUUUUAAGAUAGUCAUUCCACUGACAAUUUUGGCUAUUUCAUUUUGAAAUGUAGAACCCUUGUAGGUAUAUAUUUUUUUUAUGAAACAUUGAAUUUGGCCUUUCUGCUGUUAGCCCAUAUAAACACAUUGAAGAAUACAUUCAUAGAUGGCAAAACAGAUAAAAAAAUCAAAAAAAGAUUACGUACAGACAUCAAAACACUAAAUGAGUUGAAAUUUUGAUGAUGACCUGCUCAAAAAAUAAGAACUAACAACAUGUAAGUAUUGUACCGACUAUUGCACUGCCCCCCCACCCAUUUUUCGCUGCUGCUACUAGUAGUACUUUCUAGUCACUUUAACACUACCACAUGUAAAUUACCUCAAUACUCAACUAGGGUGCCCCCGCACAUGACUCCAAACCCUGUAUAUAUAGCUCCCUACUGUCACUUUAUUUACUGUAAUAUCCUCCAUACUGUCAAUUUACUUCUGUCUUUUUUCUCAACCUUUUUUGUUGGUUUUUUCUACUUUUUUUUAUAAAAAUGCACUGUUGGUAAGGGCUGUAAUACAUUUACACAUGUCUGCACCUGUUGUACCGCAUGACCAUAAAAUUUUUUAUUGAUCCAAUCACACUUCUGUGAAUCAAAUAGUCCACUUAGGAAGCAACAUGAUUAACAACUAAAUUUUCACAUGCUGUUGUGCAAAUGAAUAGACAACAGUGGAAAAUUAUAGGCAAUUGAGCAAGACACCCCCAUAAAGAAGUGGUUCUGCAGGUGGUGACCACAGAACACAAGCUUCUCAGUUCCUAUUGCUUACCUUGGCUGAUGUUUGCGUCACUUUUGAAUCGAUGCCGGUGCUUUCACUUAGUGGUAGCAUGAGACGGAGUCUACAACCCACACAAGUGGCUCAGGUAGUGCAGCUCAUCCAGGAUGGCACAUCAAUGCGAGCUGUGGCAAGAAGGUUUGCUGUGUCUGUCAGCGUAGUGUCCAGAGCAUGGAGGCGCUACCAAGAGACAGGCCAGUACAUCAGGAGACGUGGUGGAGGCCGUAGGAGGGCAACAACCCAGCAGCAGGACCGCUACCUCCACCUUUGUGCAAGGAGGAGCAGGAGGAGCACUGCCAGAGCCCUGCAAAAUGACCUCCAGCAGGCCACAAAUGUGCAUGUGUCUGCUCAAACGGUCAGAAACAGACUCCAUGAGGGUGGUAUGAGGGCCCGACAUCCACAAGGUGGGGGUUGUGCUUACAGCCCAACACCGUGCAGGACGUUUGGCAUUUGCCAGAGAACACCAAGAUUGGCAAAUUCGCCACUGGCGCCCUGUGCUCUUCACGGAUGAAAGCAGGUUCACACUGAGCACAUGUGACAGACGUGACAGAGUCUGGAGACGCCGUGGAGAACGUUCUGCUGCCUGCAACAUCCUCCAGCAUGACCGGUUUGGCGGUGGGUCAGUCAUGGUGUGGGGUGGCAUUUCUUUGGGGGGCCGCACAGCCCUGCAUGUGCUCGCCAGAGGUAGCCUGACUGCCAUUAGGUACCAAGAUGAGAUCCUCAGACCCCUUGUGAGACCAUAUGCUGGUGCGGUUGGCCCUGGGUUCCUCCUAAUGCAAGACAAUGCUAGACCUCAUGUGGCUGGAGUGUGUCAGCAGUUCCUGCAAGAGGAAGGCAUUGAUGCUAUGGACUGGCCCGCCCGUUCCCCAGACCUGAAUCCAAUUGAGCACAUCUGGGACAUCAUGUCUCGCUCCAUCCACCAACGCCACGUUGCACCACAGACUGUCCAGGAGUUGGCGGAUGCUUUAGUCCAGGUCUGGGAGGAGAUCCCUCAGGAGACCAUCCGCCACCUCAUCAGGAGCAUGCCCAGGCGUUCUAGGGAGGUCAUACAGGCACGUGGAGGCCACACACACUACUGAGCCUCAUUUUGACUUGUUUUAAGGACAUUACAUCAAAGUUGGAUCAGCCUGUAGUGUGGUUUUCCACUUUAAUUUUGAGGGUGACUCCAAAUCCAGACCUCCAUGGGUUGAUACAUUUGAUUUCCAUUGAUAAUUUUUGUGUGAUUUUGUUGUCAGCACAUUCAACUAUGUAAAGAAAAAAGUAUUUAAUAAGAUUAUUUGAUUCAUUCAGAUCUAGGAUGUGUUGUUUAAGUGUUCCCUUUAUUUUUUUUGAGCAGUGUAUAUGUAUAUAUAUAUGUGUGUGUGUAUAUAUAUAUGUGUGUGUAUAUAUAUAUGUGUAUAUAUAUAUGUAUAUGUAUGUGUGUGUGUGUGUAUAUACAGUGAAGGAAAAAAGUAUUGGAUCCCCUGCUGAUUUUGUACGUUUGCCCACUGACAAAGACAUGAUCAGUCUAUAAUUUUAAUGGUAGGUUUAUUUGAACAGUGAGAGAGAAUAACAACAAAAUCCAGAAAAACGAGUGUCAAACAUGUUAUAAAUUGAUUUGCAUUUUAAUGAGGGAAAUAAGUAUUUGAUCCCUCUGCAAAACAUGACUUAGUACUUGGUGGCAAAACCCUUGUGGCAAUCACAGAGGUCAGACGUUUCUUGUAGUUGGCCACCAAGUUUGCACACAUCUCAGGAGGGAUUUUGUCCCACUCCUCUUUGCAGAUCUUCUCCAAGUCAUUAAGGUUUCGAGGCUGACGUUUGGCAACUCGAACCUUCAGCUCCCUCCGGCUAGGCCACUCCAGGACCUAAAUGUGCUUCUUCUUGAGCCACUCCUUUGAUGCCUUGGCCGUGUGUUUUGCGUCAUUGUCAUGCUGGAAUACCCAUCCACGACCCAUUUUCAAUGCCCUGGCUGAGGGGAGGAGAUUCUCACCCAAGAUUUGACGGUACAUGGCCCCGUCCAUCGUUCCUUUGAUGCGGUGAAGUUGUCCUGUCCCCUUAGCAGAAAAACACCCCCAAAGCAUAAUGUUUCCACCUCCAUGUUUGACGGUGGGGAUGGUGUUCUUGGGGUCUUAGGCAGCAUUCCUCCUCCACCAAUUGUUUUCUUGGUGACUAUGGUCCCAGCUGCCUUGAGAUCAUUGACAAGAUCCUCCCGUGUAGUUCUGGGCUGAUCAAUCACCGUUCUCAUGAUCAUUGCAACUCCACGAGGUGAGAUCUUGCAUGGAGCCCCAGGCCGAGGGAGUUUUUGUUUCUUCCAUUUGCGAAUAAUCGCACCAACUGUUGUCACCUUCUCACCAAGCUGCUUGGCGAUGGUCUUGUAGCCCAUUCCAGCCUUGUAGCCCAUUCCAGCCUUGUGUAGGUCUACAAUCUUGUCCCUGACAUCCUUGGAGAGCUCUUUGGUCUUGGCCAUGGUGGAGAGUUUGGAAUCUGAUUGAUUGAUUGCUUAGAGCAUAACGGAGAAUACCGUGUUCUAAAGAGUCAUCUUUCCAUAGAGGGGUCAUAUUUGUUUCUAGCCCAAAUUGUUCGGAUUCUGCAGACAUUUUCGUGAGAAUACUGAUUUUCAGGAUGUCUUAUGGUCUGACAAACACCGCUGUAGCUCUGUCACCUUCCACCGCAAAUGCAGAAGGCCGACAAUGGCAGAUGCGGUGGAUUGAGAGCCAUCUCUAUCUUAAACAGGGGGUUAAGUGUUUUAAUUAGGUUUACUUGUUGCAUUGUGUACUCUGCUUGAGAUGCUUGGAUAAACACUCAAGAUUGAUACUGUGUAGUGCUUUUGCAUCCUUUUGUCUAAUUACUCUUAUUUCAAUAAAGUUAAAGGCCAAUGUAUCCCCUUUUCCUCUUGAAUAUUUUUAUUGAACCAUCCUUCCACUUUUGCUCACAGCUCCUAUCUGCAUUGUAAAUGGGCGACAUUGGAGGAGUUGGAGAAGGACCCUCGCAUCCACCAAAAAAUCAAGCGCUUCAGGACUAAGCAGGCCCAAAUUAAGCACAUAUUCGUUGAGGUGAAGCUAGUCUUAUCUUACGUUCUUCUGAGAUAAUAUGAUUUUAUGUAUAUGAAAAUGAAAAUGUCAAAUGAAAAUGUACUGUAUGGCUACGCUUUGACAGUGGAUUUUAUUUGUAGUUGUGUACAUUUGUACUUGGCAUCAAACAAAUAUGUACACCAAUACAAAUAAAAAAACACUGUCCCAGCGUAGCCAUUCAAUACAUUUUCAUAUGACAUAAAAAAACCACAUUUAUAGCUACGUAAGGUAUCACAUGAAAUUGAUUAUAUUGAUUGAAGUCUACUCCUCCAUGUAGCCGAAUGAAGACCUCUUUAACCCUGACUACAUAGAAGUGGACCGAGUUCUGGAGGUGGCCAUCACUACAGACACAGAGACAGGAGAGGUGAGACAGGGAAAGCCAGUUACUCACCACAAGUGAGGGGCGUGUGUGUGUGUGUGUGUGUGUGUUUGGGAACGUGUGCUUCAGUCAGUGCAUCUGACUGGCUAAUUCUGGAUCUAUGUGUGUUUGACUGACUCAUUGACUGUCACUAUAUCUUGCUGUGUGUGUGUGCGCGUGCGUGCAUGUGUGUGUUUACAGGAGGUGACACACUACCUGGUUAAGUGGUGCUCCCUGUCCUAUGAGGAGGCUACAUGGGAGCUUCAGGAAGACGUGGACCCGGUAAAGAUUCGGGAGUUCGAGGAUAUCAAGAGAAUCCCUGAAUUCAAAUUUGUGGUGAGUGGGAAAGAGAAACUCCUUCCCCUGUAAUUUACAACACACAGGAAUGUGUCUGAAUUGUGUGUUCUGUUGUUGAUGAGUAGCUUUUGAGGUGUCAAUGUGUGUGAUUGUGAGUUGGUAAGGUAUUCUGUGCAUUUCUGUGUGCUCGCGCAGUGCGUGUACCUGUCCAGUCGACCUCAAUGUGUGUGUGAUGCUGUUAUUUGAGAUUGCCAAUCCCUGUGUGUGUGUGUGUGUGUGUGUGUGUGUGUGUGUGUGUGUGUGUACUCUGAGCAGGAAAGACCUCAGCCAGACAAGUGGCAGAAGCUGGACAAGUCCAAAGACUAUCGAAGCGGGAACCAGCUGAGAGAGUACCAGCUGGAGGGCAUGAACUGGCUGCUCUUCAACUGGUACAACAGGUAGGAAACCUGGGGCUCCUCCUCCCCCAAAUCUAUACAUAGUCCCCCCCCCCCCCAUGUAUAGUAGACUUACUGCCUUACUGCUCAGGUAGUAAUCCACCACUAAACACUUAUUGUAGAUAAACAAUCUGAUGGGUGAGGUACAGUAAUGUUCCUGAAUAUGUUUUUCUAAGGUUUUGAUCAGUAACCAUGGUCAAAUACUGUCGAUUUGGGGCCAGAUAGCACUGCAUUUUGCUUUGUGCUUGUGUUUUCCAAUAGGUAAUGUAGUUUUGUUUUGACUGUUGUAAUUUGGUUUAUUCUGAUUUGAUUGGAUGUUCUGGUCCUGAGGCUUCAGUGUUUUCGUAGAACAGGUUUGUGAACUCAGCCCCAGGACCAGCUGGAUGAGGGGACUUUGCUCAGCUCUUGGUAUUGUAGGGCUUAGUAAUGAUAUGAGAGUGGAUCACUGUAUUUUUUAAAAUUAUUAUUGGGUAUUGGCCUAAAUCUGCUCUGGACAUGUAGGAGAAUCUUACAGAACUCUGCAUGCAGGAUUUAAAUGGGGAGAUUGUCCCAUUGGGCGAAAUAUUGUUUUGCAAGUGGACCCCACAACUCGCUGCCAUAAAGUGCAAUUGGUUCAAUGACACAUUCAAUUUGUUUUAGCCAAAUUUGUAUAGGUAUUUCAGUUUGGAUUCAUUUUUAAUGCUGUAGAAUGCCCUGCGUGAUUUCUCUCUGUUCAUUCACCUCAUUUAGGUGUCCAGUUGAGCUUAUUUUAAACCUAAGUAAUUGUAGUGUGUGCAAUACUCUAUAUAUUUUGUACCAAUUGAGAACUUUGGUCUAAUUCCCUGAGAUCUGGAUCGUCUCUGGAAAAUCAUUAUUUUGGUUUUUUGGGGGUUUACUGCCCAGGCCCAGGUCUGGCAGUACUGCUCUAGCAGGUCCAGUCUCUGCUGUAGGCCAUGUGCUGUGGGUGACAGCAGGCACAGGUCAUCUGCGAAGAGCAGGCAUUUAACCUCUGAACUGUGGAGACUAACACCAUGGGCUGAGGAUUUUUCUAGAAUAGUGUCCAAUUCGUUGAUGUAAAUAUUGAAGAGCGCAGGGCUCAGAUUGCAACCCUGUCAAAGACCCCGCCCCUGGUUAAAUAAUUAUGUUAUUUUCUUGCCAAUUGUGAUGCUGCACGUAUUGCCAGUAUACAUUGACUUAAUUAUGUCAUGUUUUACCCCCUACACCACUUUCAAUGACUUUGUAGAACAGUCCUGUAUGCCAAAUAGAAUCAAAUGGUUUUUGGAAGUCGAUAAAGAAAGUGUAUAUUUUGGAAUUAUUUUAGUUUAUUGGUCGUGCAAUGUUUUGGUAUGAAUCCAAUUAGGCUUUUACUCACUACAUUGUGCUUAUUAACCUCUUCAAGCGUGAGAUCCAAAUAUAUAUAACGGUCGCCCCAGCCUGAGGUUUUUUUUUUUUUUAUGCGCAUGAUGUCAGAAUGUACUCACUGUUCCAAAAUGUGAUUGUUACACAACAGGACAGUUGACCCGCGCUGCCCUCAAAUCAAGACACAUGCUGCCUGCUAAUUAUCUGUAGGCUAUAUGUGACCAACCGCCUUGAUUCGGUCUUAUGUAGCAAAAUCCAGAGUGUUGGUGACUGUAACUGUGCUGCUGGCAACAAUUUAAUUAUUCUGCGCUCUGGCAUACUCAGACUGAAUUUACGAACGCACCUGAAAUGGUUACUUGCAUAGUAGAGUCUUUUUUAAGACAUGUAGCUGGCUAGAUAGGUAAACAAUGAAACUAGCUAGGUAAAAAAAGUGUCAAAGUCAAACCCUACACGUAACGUUAGCUAGCGAGCCAGCCAGCUAACAUUAGCUAGCUAGCUAAACAAUGAACCAUAAUCCCAACUCAUGACGUUACUACCCUGCAUGAAUCUACAGGUAGCUAACCAACCAGGUUCAAUAUUAGCAAGCAAAUGGCUCUGAGAUACGAAUAAUAAGAGAAUACACGUAACGUUAGCUAGCGAGCCAGCCAGAUAACGUUAGCUAGAUAGCUAACAGUACACUUUAACUUGAAAUGAAACCACUUUCUGCCAAAAUUAGAAAAUGUAGCUAGCUAGAUUAUUUUACCCGUAUACAUCAUGCAUGAUUGACGCGUCUCCCUGUCACGGAUGCCAUGGUUUCCCUUCAUUUGAAGAUGUAAUCUGGAGACAGGUGUUUUCUCCAUCUCGUUGGCUAUCAUACUCUAAUUCCACAGAUUUCAAAACUCGAUCCUCCAGAAAGUGGAGAGCAACACUUAUGCAGCUCCAAUACACGAUACAUUUAAAAAAGCUGCAUUAGACAGGAUUACCUACACAUACUGACCAGUUCAAAUAGACAAAGCGUGCUAUAUGGCAGACCAAUCCUCUCUCCUCUCUCGACAUGUCCAGCCCACUCAUUAUCUCAGUCAAUCAUGACUAGUGGCUCGUAAUUUAACAAUUGUAUUCAUAUUUACAGAUGCCAUACAAUUUUGUUAUUAAGGCACAUGAAAGUUCACAUGUUCCUGAAGGCAUUUGUGCCAGAAAACUAAUUUUGAUUAAAAAAAAGUUUACGUUCAAAUGGCUUUCCUGUGAGGUAGUGACCCGCGACAUAUGCCUAGUUUACUGAAACGAGUCACAUAUUUGAACUUGUCAAUUUGAAAUUAUUUUCUAACAGUUUGAAUUGAGGUGUGUUCCGCCUCCUCAGUAAUUCACAUAGAAUGUAGCCCAUUUCACUGUUGCGGACAAUUUAUGUUUGAGACUUUACUGAACCGGACAAAAUUCUCUCUUCGAUGAGAGCCCAAGCACCUCCCCCAGAUCAAGUAUGCAGACAUUUGCACAGUCUAGCACUAACUUUUUCCCCCUGGCACAUUUCCUGGCUGGUGCUCGCAUUGCCUUCAUUGUUGUUUUUCUUACGAAUUUUGGACGUGUGCGUUCCUCUCAAAGUAAAUGCCUUAUUUUCUGUAUAUCGUGUUGUCGUUUCUAUUGUAGUAUACCAUAUGUAUGUAUGUAGCAUAAUGUAUUUACUGUUUUAUUUACAUGCUUUCACGUACUGGUGAGAAAUAAUGCAUUCCGAUUCUUGCAUAGAUUGUAAUGGAAACACAUAUGAUGUGUGUAAAAUACUUUCUUGAAUGUUGAAAUUUAGAACGCUUACAUUUAUAAUACUACAGAAGUUCAUACAAAUGCCUCUGUAAUUGUUAGGGUCACUCACUCAAUCACACUGUCUCUCUCUUUCAUUCACUCUCACGCUGACUCUCACUCACUCUCUCACAUGCAGUAUGACUCACACACACACACACACCAGAUCAAAAACCCAAAACAUAUGUUAACACAUGGUGAAUAGCACAUGCUGCAAAAGCACGUGGUGCUUUUUUGGACAGUUAUCAUCCUAGAUAGACUACUAACACAUAUUGAAAUCAGGCAUGAUCAAAAGGGUAGAUCAGGUGUGCAAAGGAACUAUCGUGACAGAUUUAACAUGUAAUCUGUCAAGUCUGAGAUGGAGGGGAUGAAAUCUUCUGGUGCGGUGGUGGAUUAACUUUGCACUGCCAACCUGUGAAAUAGUUGCAUCCAAAACAUCAUUAGAUACCUCCAUGACAUGUUGUCAUUCAGUGCAGCUUGUAUUGUAUACAGGUGGGCUUCUUGGGAAGGUGCUGGGGAAUGGCUUUGGCAGAGGCUUUUUGACGGUUGGUACUUAUCUGUUACUUCAGUUCAGUACAGAUUUGAAAAUCUCAGCCCCCAAAAUCAAACCGAGUUGGCUGGCCAGCACACGUGAGAUUUGGUUCAAGGUUCGGAGAUUAUCUCUACUCUCCCUCAGCAGGCCACUAUGAUUAAGGUCACCCCCUCCCACCCCUUUUUGUUUUGUUUGAAAAUAUUUUUGUGAGUUUGACACCACAGUUUUCCCACCUCUUCCCGUACAGGAAGAACUGCAUCCUGGCUGACGAGAUGGGCCUGGGGAAGACCAUCCAGUCCAUCACCUUCCUCUUCGAGAUGUUCUCCAUGGGCCUGCGGGGACCCUUCCUCAUCAUCGCCCCCCUUUCCACCAUCACCAACUGGGAGAGGGAGUUCCGCACCUGGACGGAGAUCAACGUCAUCGUCUACCACGGCAGCCAGAUCAGCCGCCAGAUGAUCCACCAGUAUGAGAUGUACCACAAGGACCAGCAGGUGAGCCAACAUGGUCUGUGUGUGUGUGUGUGUGUGUGUGUGUGUGUGUGUGUGUGUGUGUGUGUGCGUGCGUGCGUGCGACAGUAGGCAGCUGUGAGAUGUAUCACAAGGCCCAGCAGGUGAGACAAUGGUGCGUGCAUGUGUGGGGUGUGAGACAGUAUGUUGGGCAGAUGCAGUGUGUGCAUGCAUACUAAAAUGCAAAGGUUCCUGAAGUGAGCCAUUGUAUGUGAAUGUAUGAAAUUGCACCACUGUGUAUGUACAGUGGGGAGAACAAGUAUUUGAUACACUGCCGAUUUUGCAGGUUUUCCUACUUACAAAGCGUGUAGAGGUCUGUCAUUUUUAUCAUAGGUACACUUCAACUGUGAGAGACGGAAUCUAAAAAAAAAUCCAGAAAAUCACAUUGUAUGAUUUUUAAGUAAUUAAUUUGCAUUGUAUUGCAUGACAUAAGUAUUUGAUACAUCAGAAAAGCAGAACUUAAUAUUUGGUACAGAAACCUUUGUUUGCAAUUUCAGAGAUCAUACAUUUCCUGUAGGUCUUGACCAGGUUUGCACACACUGCAGCAGGGAUUUUGGCCCACCCCUCCAUACAGACCUUCUCCAGAUCCUUCAGGUUUCGGGGCUGUCGCUGGGCAAUACGGACUUUCAGCUCCCUCCAAAGAUGUUCUAUUGGGUUCAGGUCUCGAGACUGGCUAGACCACUCCAGGACCUUGAGAUGCUUCUUACGGAGCCACUCCUUAGUUGCCCUGGCUAUGUGUUUCGGGUCGUUGUCAUGCUGGAAGACCCAGCCACGACCCAUCUUCAAUGCUCUUACUGAGGGAAGGAGGUUGUUGGCCAAGAUCUCGCGAUACAUGGCCCCAUCCAUCCUCCCCUCAAUACGGUGCAGUCGUCCUGUCCCCUUUGCAGAAAAGCAUCCCCAAAGAAUGAUGUUUCCACCUCCAUGCUUCACGUUUGGGAUGGUGUUCUUGGGGUUGUACUCAUCCUUCUUCUUCCUCCAAACACGGCGAGUGGAGUUUAGACCAAAGAGCUCUAUUUUUGUCUCAUGAGAGCACAUGACCUUCUCCCAUUCCUCCUCUGGAUCAUCCAGAUGGUCAUUGGCAAACUUCAGACGGGCCUGGACAUGCGCUGGCUUGAGCAGGGGGACCUUGCGUGCGCUGCAGGAUUUUAAUUCAUGACGGCGUAGUGUGUUACUAAUGGUUUUCUUUGAGACUGUGGUCUCAGCUCUCUUCAGGUCAUUGACCAGGUCCUGCCGUGUAGUUCUGGGCUGAUCCCUCACCUUCCUCAUGAUCAUUGAUGCCCCAUGAGGUGAGAUCUUGCAUGAAGCCCCAGACCGAGGGUGAUUGACCGUCGUCUUGAACUUCUUCCAUUUUCUAAUAAUUGCGCCAACAGUUGUUGCCUUCCCACCAAGCUGCUUGCCUAUUGUCCUGUAGCCCAUCCCAGCCUUGUGCAUGUCUACAAUUUUAUCCCUGAUGUCCUUACACAGCUCUCUGGUCUUGUGGGGAGGUUGGAGUCUGUUUGAUUGAGUGUUUGUACAGGUGUCUUUUAUACAGGUAACGAGUUCAAACCGGUGCAGUUAAUACAGGUAAUGAGUGGAGAACAGGAGGGCUUCUUAAAGAAAAACGAACAGGUCUGUGAGAGCCGGAAUUCUUACUGGUUGGUAGGUGAUCAAAUACUUAUGUCAUGCAAUAAAAUGCAAAUUAAUUACUUAAAAAUCAUACAAUGUGAUUUACAACAUCCCAAAUCAAAUUUUAUUGGUCACAUACACGUGUUUAGCAGAAGUUAUUGCGGGUGUAGCGAAAUGCUUGUGUUUCUAGCUCCGACUGUGCAGUACUAUCUAACAAUUUCACAACAUAUACCCAAUACACACAAAUCUAAGUAAAGCAAUGGAAUUAAGAAUAUAUGAAUAAAUAUAUGGACGAGCAAUGUCAGAGCGGCAUAAACUAAUAUAUAGUAGAAUAGUAUACAGUAUAUACAUAUGAGAUGAGUAAUGCAGGAUAUGUAAACAUUAAAGUGACUAGUGUUCCAUUUAUUAAAGUGGCCAGUGAUUUCUAUUCUUUGUAUAUAGGCAGCAGCCUCUAACGUGCUAGUGAAUGCUAUUUAACAGUCUGAUGGCCUUGAGAUAGCUGUUUUUCAGUCUCUCGGUCCCAGCUUUGAUGCACCUGUACUGACCUCAUUUUACAUUUACAUUUUAGUCAUUUAGCAGACUCUCUUAUCCAGAGCGACUUACAGUUAGUGAGUGCAUACAUAUAUAUUUUUUUAUACUGCCCCCCCGUAGGAAUCGAACCCACAACCCUGGCGUUGCGAACACCAUGCUCUACCAACUGAGCUACACCUCGCCUUCUGGAUCAGCAGGGUGAACAGGCAGUGUGGUUGUUGUCCUUGAUUAUCUUUUUGGCCUUCCUAUGACAUGGGUGCUGUAGGUGUCCUGGAGUGCUGGUAGUUUGCACCAAGUGAUGCGUUGGGCAGACCGCACCACCCUCUGGAGAGUCCUGCGGUUGCAGGCGGUCCAGUUGCCGUACCAGGCGGUGAUACAGCCCGACAGGAUGCUCACAAUUGUGCAUCUGUAAAGGUUUGUGAGGGUUUUAGGUGCCAAGCCACAUUUCUUAAGCCUCCUGAGGUUGAAGAGGCGCUGUUCAGCCUUCACCACACUGUCUGUGUGGGUGGACAUUUCAGUUUGUCAGUGAUAUGUACGCCGAGGAACUUGAAGCUUUCCACCUUCUCCACUGCUGUCCCGUCGAUGUGGAUAAAAGGGUGCUCCCUCUGCUGUUUCCUGAAGUCCACGAUCAUCUCCUAUGUUUGGUUGAUGUUGAGUGAGAGGUUAUUUUCCUGGCACCACACUCCCAGAGCCCCUACCUUCUCCCUUUAGGCUUACUCAUCAUUGUUGGUAAUCAAGCCUACUACUUUUGUGUCGUCUGCAAACUUGAUGAUUUAGUAGGAGGCGUGCUUGGCCACGCAGUCAUGGGUUAACAGGGAGUACAGGAGGGGGCUGAGCACGCACCCUUGUGGGGCCCCAGUGUUGAAGAUCAGCGAAGUGGAGGUGUUGUUUCCUACCUUCACCACCUGGGGGUGGCCCGUCAGGAAGUCCAGGACCCAAUUGCACAGGGCGGGGUUCAGACCCAGGGCCUCCACACAGCAUGAUGCUCCCACCACCAUGCUUCACCGUAGGGAUGGUGCCAGGUUUCAUCCAGACGUGACGCUUGACAUCAGGCCAAAGAGUUCAAUCUUGGUUUCAUCAGACCAAAGAAUCUUGUUUCUCAUGGUCUGAGAGUCCUUUAGGUGCCUUUUGGCAAACUCCAAGCGGGCUGUCAUGUGCCUUUUACUGAGGAGUGGCUUACGUCUGGCCACUCUACCAUAAUGGCCUGAUUGGUGGAGUGAUGCAGAGAUGGUUGUCCUUCUGGAAGGAUCUCCCAUGUCCACAGAGGAACUCUGGAGCUCUAUCAGUGACCAUCGGGUUCUUGGUCACCUCCCUGACCAUGGCCCUUCUCCCCCGAUUGCUCUAGGAAGGGUCUUGGUGGUUCCAAACUUCUUCCAUUUAAGAAUGAUGGAGGCCAUUGUGUUCUUGGGGACCUUCAAUGCUGCAGACAUGUUUUGGUACCCUUCCCCAGAUCUGUGCCUCGGCACAAUCCUGUCUCGGAGCUCUACGGACAAUUCCUUCGACGUGAUGGCUUGGUAUUUGCUCUGACAUGCACUGUCAGCUGUGGGACCUUAUAUAGAUAGGUGUGUGCCUUUCCAAAUCAUGUACAAUCAAAUGAAUUUACCACAAGUGGACUCCAAGUUGUAGAAACAUCUCAAGGAUGAUCAAUGGAAACAGGAGGUACCUGAGCUCAAUUUCGAGUCUCAUAGCAAACGGUCUGAAUAUUUAUGCAAUAAAACCUGUUUUCGCUUUGUUAUUAUGGGGUAUUGUGUGUAGAUUGAUGAAGGGGGGAAAAAACAAUUUAAUCAAUUUUAGAAUAAGGCUGUAACGAAAACAAAAUGUUGAAAAUGACUGAAUACUUUCCUAAUUCACUGUACUUCUAUUAAUUUUUUUAAACUGGUACAGGGACCUUCAGACUAGUCGUAUGUGGUUUGUGGGCAUCCUAGAGCAAAACAACCAACAUGUACGUGUUCUUGAGAGUCUCUCCUUUACUCAUAUUAGUGUGUAGCCCAAACUGAUCGGACACUACAGACAGAAGUUGACAGAUCGGUUCUACCGUCUUCAGACGAAUUCCAAGACGCUUGUGGGGUUCGUAGAGCAAAACGGAGACACCAUCGUGUUUGUGAGAGUCUCAUCUUUGGUUUGUGGGCCAAAAUGUUAGGACACUAAAUACGUUUUCGUGAGAAAACCGAUUUUCGGGAUGUGUCAUGGUCUGACAAACACCGUUCUAGCUCUGCCACCUUUUACCGCAGAUGUGGAAGUGCGGCAUUGGCUGAUGCGGUGGAUUGAGAUGCAUCCAAUGCAACAACAAAAAAACAUCUCUAGCUUAAACUGACAGAUUGUUAUGGAUUUUUUUUAUUAUGCUAAGUAGAUUUCCGCAGGGCCACGGAAAUCGACUCUAGGGGGUUAAACCCAGACUUGAACCACACACCCUCUCCAACGAAUAGCAGUCAGGGGAAGCAAAAUAUUGAUUGCUUUGCAACGCUCGCAGUUAGCCACUGAUUCCUUCCAAACCAUCCUUCCAAACCACUCAUUCGUCUUGUUGUGUAAUGUUAAUUUCCAAUGGCCGAUGAGCACCGAUACAUUUGAUCUGUAUUUUCUCUUCAUAUGCUAGCUAAGAUUUUGAAGUAUGAUAUUGACAUGAUCAGUACAAUCAAAGCUACAGUAGAUAUAAUGUGAUUUGACGUCAUUUUAUCUGUGUCCAAUGACCUUGAGCCUUCUUGGACAGGCACUUCUACUGUAAAUCUAUGGCAGCACCCAAAGGGGCUUGAACUGCCUUGCUCUCCCUGUAGAUUCCGCGGUGAUGUAGUGUCCCCAUGAGUGACAGAACACUGAGCCAAUCACGGUGCAACUAGAGAAGAUUACCAACGCCUACGCUCUGUGCUUUCGCUGGCUGCCCCGCCACCACAGAAAGCACUGAGCUAGGCUGAAACACCUGCUUUUUGGAGCUGCCUUACUCAAGAAAGAGACCAUGUUUGUAUGCGGCUUUAUUAAUUUUUUCUUCUACAUUGUUUGUAAUGGCCCGUCCCUUAAAAGGGCAACUGAAAAAUUCUCACCUAAUGAUUGUGCUUGAUUGAGCAUGGAUCACUCCUAAAAACCUUUAUUCAUUAACUUUAAUUAAUUUCUUAUCAUUUAAACACUCAAAUACUUUAAUUGUUCUCCUAAAUAUAUUUGUGUGCUUCAUUUCUACUUGUACUCCUUGUAAAAAAAUGUCAGCGUAGAGCCCUGAACUAUAAUAAAUAAGCCAUAUCACUCCGCCUUUUGUGGCAGGUUAGGCAUUUUGUUGAUUCUUGAUGUUCAGUUGUAGAACUGUUUCUGUUUUUACUAUUGUAUCUAAAUGAUUUAUUUUAACAUACAUUGGUUAAAAGAAGCAGGUCACAAAAAUGAAAUGAAAUUAAGAAAUGACUUCUUACUAGUAAUACAUUUAUUGUUUUAGAAAAACGAAGCAUGUUCAUCCGUAUUAGUUUUUUGGGGUUGUAAUUAUGGCGCAAAAUAUUUUGGCUGGUAAAGAAUCCUGAGUGGCUGGGAGAUUUUAAAAAUCUACCUGCCACAGUGGCUGGAGGACCAAAAAGUUAAUUUCCCACCCUUAUUAGAGAGUGCAGUGGAACCUGGCUACUAGUAUCUCGAGAAAUGUGUUUCCGUGGUACUGACAAUAUCUGCACUUCAUGCUUCUCGAGUGCUUUUAAGGAACUCAUGUUGAGGAGGUAGUCUCAAGGUAAGGUGUUUUGAAGUAAUGGAAGAGAGCUUUAAUGGAUGCGUAAUGCCCCUGACCCACUUCCAGCUCAGCCCCGAAUAAAUGUUACCUGAAUGUUUUGCUGCGGUAAAGGGGACACACAGAGUGCCGUGUGGCAGCAAGCACAAUUGCAGGUUUGAUUAUUGUCUUCUAACGUUACAAGAUAGAUCAACUUCACCGAAGAAUGCCUGGCAUUAUGGAAUGCACAUCAGGGAUAAUGAAUAUUACGCAUUUUGAUAUUUGAUCAGGGAGGACCGCAAUGUGUUGCCACUGCAAUUCUCUUGAUUUUACCAUGGUAGGAUUACACUUAUUUAGGACCAGAACUGUACUUACAUCUGCCCUCAUUGCGGACAAAUUCACAGCAUUCAUCAAAGUGUUUAAAUAAUUGCUCUAAAAAAGUGUUUAAGAAGUGUUAAAGCAUUCUCAAUUCCUUUUUUCCCCCAAUCUUUCCUUUUCUUCCACCUUUAUCUUUUUCUGUAUAUAGGGAAACAUAGUGUUGGGAGGGUACAAGUUCCACGGGGUGAUCACCACCUUUGAGAUGAUCAUGGCCGACUGCCCGGAGCUGAAGAAGAUCCACUGGCGCUGCGUGAUCAUCGACGAGGCCCACCGCCUCAAGAACCGCAAUUGUAAACUCCUGGAGGGCCUCAAGCUCAUGAACCUGGUGAGGGGGGUAGCUAGCUAACUCUCUUGACCGUCUGCAUUGUUCUUUGUAGUCAAUUCAGUGCAGCACCAGCCAAGGCUAAUAGUAGCAUGGAUGCCCUCCCUUGGCCCCGUGUAGCUCAGUUGGUAGAGCAUGGCGCUUGCAACGCCAGGGUUGUGGGUUCGUUUCCCACGGGGCGCCAGUAUGAAACAAAUAAAAAAUGUAUGCACUCACUAACUGUAAGUCGCUCUGGAUAAGAGCGUCUGUUAAAUGACUAAAAUGUAAAUGUCAAGAGGGAAGUACAGCAGAAAAAUCUAAUUGAAAUCAGCCAGACUAACGAGUGGGAUCGCUGAGUUGGAUGAUACAUACCAAGUUGUCUUUGAGUAUCAUGAAAAAAAAACUAUAAACCCUAACCCCUGUAGGAACACAAGGUCCUCCUGACAGGCACCCCCCUGCAGAACUCCGUGGAGGAGCUCUUCAGUCUGCUCAACUUCCUGGAGCCCCUACAGUUCCCCUCAGAGAGCCUCUUCCUGGAGGAGUUUGGAGAUCUGAAGACUGAGGAACAGGUGAUUUUCUCAGGGGGUACCCUUUUAGGGUUGAACAAAUCUGGGAAAAGGUGGGAAACUUUCCUUUGGAAUUAAUGGGAAUUUACAGGAAUGUAUAGGAAACUUGCCAUGUGAAAAUACAGGAAUCUAUGGGAAUGUUGAUUCUUCCUUAUACAGUUGAAGUCGGAAGUUUACAUACACUUAGGUUCGAGUCAUUAAAACUCGUUUUUCAACCACUCCACAAAUAUAUUUUUAACAAACUAUAGUUUUGGCAAGUCGGUUAGUACAUCUACUUUGUGCAUGACACAAGUAAUUUUUCCAACAAUUGUUUACAGAUUAUUUCACUUAUAAUUCACUGUAUCACAAUUCCAGUGGGUCAGAAGUUUACAUACACUAAGUUGACUGUGCCUUUAAACAGCUUGGAAAAUUCCAGAAAAUGAUGUCAUGACUUUAGAAGCUUCUGAUAGGCUAAUUGACAUCAUUUGAGUCAAUUGGAGGUGUACCUGUGGAUGUAUUUCAAGGCCUACCUUCAAACUCAGUGCCUCUAUGCUUGACAUCAUGGGAAAAUCAAAAGAAAUCAGCCAAGACCUCAGAAAAACAAUUGUAGACCUCCACAAGUCUGGUUCAUCCUUGGGAGCAAUUUCCAAACGCCUGAAGGCACCACGUUCAUCUGUACAAACAAUAGUACGCAAGUAUAAACACCAUGGGACCACGCAGCCGUCAUACCGCUCAGGAAGGAGACACGUUCUGUCUCCUAGAGAUGAACGUACUUUGGUGCGAAAAGUGCAAAUCAAUCCAAGAACAACAGCAAAGGACCUUGUGAAGAUGCUGGAGGAAACGGGUACAAAAGUAUCUAUAUCCACAGUAAAACGAGUCCUAUAUCGACAUAACCUGAAAGGCCUCUCAGAAAGGAAGAAGCCACUGCUCCAAAACCGCCAUAAAAAAGCCAGACUACGGUUUGCAACUGCACAUGGGGACAAAGAUUGUACUUUUUGGAGAAAUGUCCUCUGGUCUGAUGAAACAAAAAUAGAACUGUUUGGCCAUAAUGACCAUCAUUAUGUUUGGAGGAAAAAGGGUGUAGCUUGCAAGCCGAAGAACACCAUCCCAACCGUGAAGCACGGGGGUGGCAGCAUUAUGCUGUGGGGGUGCUUUGCUGCAGGAGGGACUGGUGCACUUCACAAAAUAGAUGGCAUCAUGAGGAAGGAAAAUAAUGUGGAUAUAUUGAAGCCAAAUCUCAAGACAUCAGUCAGGAAGUUAAAGCUUGGUUGCAAAUGGGUCAUCCAAAUGGACAAUGACCCCAAGCAUACUUCCAAAGUUGUGGAAAAAUGGCUUAAGGACAACAAAGUCAAGGUAUUGGAGUGGCCAUCACAAAGCCCUGACCUCAAUCCUAUCGAAAAUGUGUGGGCAGAACUGAAAAAGCGUGUGCGAGCAAGGAAGGCUACCCAAAAUCUUUGACCCAAGUUAAACAAUUUAAAGGCAAUGCUACCAAAUACUAAUUGAGUGUAUGCAAACUUCUGACCCACUGGGAAUGUGAUGAAAGAAAUAAAAGCUGAAAUAAAUCAUUCUCUACUAUUAUUCUGACAUUUCACAUUCUUAAAAUAUAGUGGUGAUCCUAACUGACCUAAAACAGGGAAUUUUUACUAGGAUUAAAUGUCAAGAAUUGUGAAAAACUGAGUUUAAAUGUAUUUGGCUAAGGUGUAUAUAAACUUCCGACUUCAACUGUAGAUACCCCUCAGCAAUUUCCUUUUAAGCAUUGUAUCAUACACUUAAUGACAGCUAAAAUCCUACUGACUAAAACAGAAAGCCUGCACUUUACAUCAUCAAGCAGUUGUUGAAUUCGUGUCGUUAUCAAAUUGUUGCAUCUGCAGAUAAUUUAAACAUUGUUAUGAAUAGCGCCACAGUAAGAUAUUGUUGUCUACGGCAAUUUUAUACAUUCUACAUUCAUUCUAAUAAUUUAGCAGACUAUCUUAUCCAGAGCGAAUUACAGGAACAAUUAAGGUUAAGUACCUUGCUCAAGGGCAUAUCGACAGAUUUUUAUUCACCUAGUCGGCUCGGAGAUUCGAACCAGCAACCUUUUGGUUACUGGCCCAACGCUGUUAACCGCUAUGCUACUUGCCGCUUGGUUGUCCAGCCCAGACUAAACAAACAAUUGUUUUGUCUGAGCCUAAACUAAACAUAUUGCUGUGUCUGUAGCUACACUAGAGGCUCAUUACUGCAGACCAUCCGAUCCUGACCUCCUCUGUCCUCUCCCCCAGGCUUGGGGUCAAUUUUAAUUUCAUUCAGUCAAUUAAGUACAUCCAGAAUUGACUGAAUUGGGAAUGGAAUUGACCCCAACCCUGCUCUCCUCUCCCCCAGGUGAAGAAGCUUCAGGCCAUCCUUAAGCCCAUGAUGCUGCGGCGGCUGAAGGACGACGUGGAGAAGAACCUGGCGCCCAAGGAGGAAACCAUCAUCGAGGUGGAGCUCACCAACAUGCAGAAGAAGUACUACCGGGCCAUCCUGGAGAAGAACUUCACCUUCCUGGCCAAGGGGGCCAACCAACACAACAUGCCCAACCUCAUCAACACCAUGAUGGAGCUACGCAAGUGCUGCAACCACCCCUACCUGAUCAAAGGUGACGUGUGGACAUCACACGUACACACACACGCUCUACAAAUGUUAAUAGUUCAUAAUAAAAUAUUAAUUGUAAAAUUAGUUGACGGCUGAACGAAUCUGUUAACACCUGUAUUCCUUCUAGCUUCCAGAGUCUUGUGGAGUCCUUUAUAUAAUUCCACUCUGACUUUAUAAGCAGCAUUAUGGAAAUGGCUUUAUACCUAUUUUCUCUGCCCUUUUUUCUCCCUUAUCUUCUCUGGACACGUCCAGGUGCGGAGGAGAAGAUCCUGGAUAGCUUCAGGAAAACGCACAGCCCUGAUGCCUGGGACUUCCAGCUCCAGGCCAUGAUCCAGGCGGCGGGGAAGCUGGUGCUUAUCGACAAGCUGCUGCCCAAGCUGAUUGCUGGCGGCCACAAGGUGCUGGUCUUCUCCCAGAUGGUGCGCUGCCUGGACAUCCUGGAGGACUACCUCAUCCAGAGGAGGUGAGGUUGGGGCUGAGGAUAGAGCGGGGCUGGGGAUGGGGCUGCUGGACUGGGCUCAAGCUCUGCUAUGUGUGCCCAGAUCACAAUCCCCCUCACCCUCUGCUCUAGUCUAAAAAGAGUCGGACCAAGACUGAAAUUGUGUUCAGUUUAUCAAGUAGGGAAAAAUAUAUGAUUUUGCUGGACAGUUCCAAGACCAACAGGAAAGGUGCGUGUGCGUAACAUAUUAAUGGCUGUCACUUUAUGACAUAAUGAUGAAUAGAUCUGUGUUAGAUACACAUUUUUACAGGAUAUCUAUGAUCCAUAGGGGAUUUUAUAUUUAUUAACUGAAAUUUACAGUGCAAGAGGUGACCAAGCAUUUUGAUUGGAGAUACAAUAUGAAUAUUGCAAGAUGUUUUAUUUUAUUUUUUAAACACAGUAUGAAUAUACAGUACCAGUCAAGAGUUUGGACACACCUACUCAUUCAAGGGUUUUUCUUUAUUUUUUACUAUUUUCUACAUUGUAGAAUGAUAGUGAAUACAUCAAAACUAUGAAAUAACACAUAUGGAAUCAUGUAGUAACCAAAAAAGUGUUAAACAAAUCAAAAUAUAUUUUAUAUGUGAGAUUCUUCAAAGUAGCCACCCUUUGCCUUGAUGACAGCUUUGCACACUCUUGGCAUUCUCUCAACCAGCUUCAUGAGGAAUGCUUUUCCAACAGUCUUGAAGGAGUUCCCACAUAUGCUGAGCACUUGUUGGCUGCUUUUCCUUCACUCUGCUGUCCAAACCAUUUCAAUUGGGUCGAGGUCGGGUGAUUGUGGAGGCCAGGUCAUCUGAUGCAGCACUCCAUCACUCUCUUCCUUGGUCAAAUAGCCCUUACACAUCCUGGAGGUGUGUUUUGGGUCAUUGUCCUGUUGAAAAACAAAUUAUAGUCCCACUAAGCGCAAACCACAUAGGAUAGCGUAUCACUGCAGAAUGCUGUGGUAGCCAUGCUGGUUAAGUGUGCCUUGAAUUCUAAAUAAAUCACAAACAGUGUCACCAGCAAAGCACCAUCACACCUCCUCCUCCAUGCUUCACGGUGGGAACCACACAUGCAGAGAUCAUCCUUUCACCUACUCUGCAACUCACAAAGACACGGCGGUUGGAACCAGAAAUCUCAAAUUUGGACUCAUCAGACCAAAGGACAGAUUUCCACCGGUCUAAUGUCCAUUGCUCGUGUUUCUUGGCCCAAGCAAGUCUCUUCUUAUUGGUGUCCUUUAGUAGUGGUUUCUUUGCAGCAAUUCCACCAUGAAGGCCUGAUUCACGCAGUCUCCUCUGAACAGUUGAUUUUGAGAUGAGUCUGUUACUUGAACUCUGUGAAGCAUUUAUUUGGGCUGCAAUCUGAGGUGCCGUUAACUCUAAUGAACUUAUCCUCUGCAGCAGAGGUAACUCUGGGUCUUCCUUUCCUGUGGCGGUCCUCAUGAGAGCCAGUUUCAUCAUGGUGCCGUAUGGUUUUUGCGACUGCACUUGAAGAAAGUUCUUGAAAUGUUCCGUAUUGACUGAACUUCAUGUCUUAAAGUAAUGAUGGACUGUCGUUUGUCUUUGCUCAUUUGAGCUGUUCUUGCCAUAAUAUGGACUUGAUCUUUUACCAAAUAGGGCUAUCUUCUGUAUAUCAACCCUACCUUGUCACAACACAACUGAUUGUCACAAAUGCAUUAAGAAGGAAAGAAGUUCCACAAAUUAACUUCUAACAAAGCACAACUGUUAAUUGAAAUACAUUCCAGGUGACUAUUUCAUGAAGCUGGUUGAGAGAAUGCAAAGCUGUCAUCAAUGCAUGAUGUUGGAGGGGCUCCAGAAAAAGCCGGUCCCACAUGUCCCCGCAGAUAAAAAGAGAUACUCAGAAUGCGGGCUAGAAAAUAAGGGGGAAGAGGCCUCGCGAAACGGUUUAAAUAUCUGUCACUCGUCACUCUGCCGAACAGAUGUGUUGCAUUAAUGAGAGAGAUUUUUUUUUAAACACAUUUAUGGUUACUACAUGAUUCCAUAUGUGUUAUUUCAUAGUUUUGAUGUCAAUGUAGAAAAUAGUAAAAAUAAAGAAAACCCUUGAAUUAGUAGGUGUCCAAACUUUUGUCUGGUACUGUAUGUUUAAAUACAUAGAGAAUUCGGGGGUUCCCCGACCAGUACUCAAACCUGGGGCCAGCGACUGUCAGCCCAACACCUUCACCGUUACGCCAAGAGAUCCGAAGCUCUUGAUGAGGUCGCUAGGUGUUCGGUUGAGGUUGCUACAGUAUGUUCAUAAGUUGUAUGUGUGGUUCUAGGUACACCUAUGAGCGCAUUGACGGCAGAGUACGGGGUAACCUGCGCCAGGCAGCGAUCGACAGAUUCUGUAAGGUGGACUCUGACCGCUUUGUGUUCCUGCUGUGUACCCGUGCUGGGGGCCUGGGCAUCAACCUGACCGCUGCAGACACCUGCAUCAUCUUCGACUCGGACUGGAACCCCCAGAACGACCUACAGGUUAGUCAACACAAAGUUCAGUACCACUUAGGUCCCGUUUUCCGGACCCUGAUUAAACCUAGUCCUGGACUAAGAAGUGUUAUACUCAUUUCCUGAUGUGGUUUCAUGUUGUCCUGUGUGGCUCAGUUGAUAGAGCAUGGCUCUUGCAAUGUCAGGAUUUUUGGUUCGAUUCCGGCUGGGGCCUCCACUGUAUGUGUAUGCACUCACUACUGUAAAUCGCUUUGGAUAAAAGCGUUGGCUAUUUCAUGUGGGCAUGCAGUAUGAAAUGGUAUAAAGAAAAAGAUUACUCACACAAUGUUCUUAUUAUUUUGUAUUUUUAUUCUGUUAUUUUUAGGACUACAUUGAUAUUGAUUACUGCGUUGUUGGAUUUAGAGCUUGCAAGACAGGCAUUUCACUGUACUUGUGCACGUGACAUUAAAACUUGAAACUUUGAAUGCCAGUGAAAAAUAACUGUUUCAAGCCCUGUGUGUGAAAAUGCUCUGUGUUUGUCCCUGCCAGGCCCAAGCUCGCUGCCACCGCAUCGGCCAGAGUAAAGCAGUGAAGGUGUACAGGCUAAUCACUAGGAACUCCUAUGAGAGGGAGAUGUUUGACAAAGCCAGUCUGAAGCUGGGUCUAGACAAGGCUGUGCUGCAGGACAUCAAUCGAAAGGGCAGCCUCAAUGGGGUGAGUGACUGUGCUAUGAUCGCCUGGUCCCAGAUCUGUUUGUGCUGUCUUGCCAACUCCUAUUGUCAUCGUUCCAUCGUCAUGCCAGCACAAACAGAUCUAGGACUAGGUUAUACUAUGAAGGAUGAAUGUGUGAUGAUGUCUGGAUUUUCUUUGUAUACAGUGAGCUCCAAAAGUAUUGGGACAGUGACACCAUUUUUCUUGUCCAGCACUUUGGAUUUGAAAUUAUAUAUUUGUUUAUUUGAGGGUGAACCAUUUAGAUAUUACAGAACUUUUUGUACAUAGUCCCCCCAAAUUAGGAGACCAAAAGUAUUGGGACAAAUUCACGUAUGUGUAUUAAAGUAGAAGAUUAUUUUGUGCACAAUAGAAAUGAAUGUGUCAUUUUGGAGUCACUUUUAUUGUAAAUAAAAUUAGAAUAUGUUUCUAAACACUUCUACAUUUAAUGUGGAUGCUACCAUGAUUCCGGAUAAUCCUGAAUGAAUCAUGAAUAAUAAUGAGUGAGAAAGUUAGAUGCACAAAUAUCAUACCCCCAAGACAAGCAUUUUUUUGUGGGGGGAGGUGAUAUUUGUGCGUCGAACUUUCUCACUCAUCCUUAUUCACACUUCAUUCAAGAUUAUCUGUAAUCAUGGUAGCAUCCACAUUCAUGUAGAAGUGUUUAGAAAUAUAUUAUAUUCUAAUAUACAAAUAAAAGGUUGGAGCUCACUUUCAUAUAGUAGUCAUCUUUGAGAUUUCUAUGUCCGUCCACACUCAGCACUGCAGUCCCUCUCAAUGCUUUUGUUGCCGGUUUUGCAGUACAACACAAACAGUUGUCAGUGGUCAUGCUAAACAUGUCCCUUUGGACUAUCCUGUUUUUUUACACCUACACCCUUUUAUCAAACUUUAACUAUCUAAUUCAGGAAAUAAAUAAAGUAUUCUAUUCAGGGACUAAACUGAAAAUACCAGUUCCUAUUCCAAUUUUCGUCAUAGAAAAGCAUUAAAGAGAAUUUGAGUUUAGUUCAGUUUAAAUGACUGAAUUGAAAUGGAAUUGACCCCAACCCUGAUCUAUAAUUGGGUCCAGCUGAUCUGAGCGCUGUUGGUAUGGCUGCCUAACUAACGGGGGGCAUGGUGUCCUAAAGGCGCAGCAGAUGACCAAGAUUGAGGUGGAGGACCUGCUGAGGAAGGGGGCUUAUGGAGCGUUGAUGGAUGAAGAGGACGAGGGCUCCAAGUUUUGUGAGGAGGACAUCGACCAGAUCUUGCAGCGCCGCACCCAAACCAUCACCAUCGAGACAGAGGGCAAGGGCUCCACCUUCGCCAAGGUUAACACUGAUCCUUAUACACCUGACCUCUAACUCCUGACCCUAAUAUCCAGACUGUCAACAUCAAGACGGUAGGCAAGGGCUCCACCUUCGCCAAGUUAAACCCCAACCUUUUAUACAUCUGACCAUUAACCCCUGACCCAUAUCUUGACCAUCACCAUCCAGACAGAGCGCUCCACACUUGCCAAAGUAAACUCAAUUGUAAACCUAACCCUUACCUGUUGAAUGGUAAGGGUUAGGUUUACAAUUGAGGGUUUACCUUGGCGAAGGUGGAGCUCUCUGUUUGGAUAGUGAGGCUCAUUGUAUAAAAACGUUUUUUUGAUGUUAGUGGUUGUAUUAAUUUGGGAACUAUCGCAUCCCACAACUGUCCCAGACUAUGUUUGGAAUAUUUAUUUCUCGCACAGAAUAGAAUAGGUCAACUUUUGUACUAUGUGGGAUGGUAAAUUGACAUAGGCUAGUGCUUUUGCUGUUCGUUAGGCUUACUCAUCUUGUUGGCUGACGAAAAGUAAAUGUGGACAGUUCUUCCAAUAUCUUCAAUAUGCACCUCGGAAUUGGAUAAGGAUGCGCGCCGUUGCAUCCCCGAUGUGUCUGUCUUCACUUGUAGCCUGUGAGAAAGACCCGAUCACGUGACAGAGCCAUGUGAGUGAGAGACACUUUGGAUCACCGGCUGACUGACAAAAUGUCGUGACCGCCACAGCCCUACCCCUACCUUAUAGAUUAAACCCUAAUCCUAAAACUGUCACCGUCCAGGUACUCUAUAACUAUCAGAAGAAUGACAUGUUAGCCAGUCACCACAAGUUUCAGUUUCCCCUGCUUUACACUCUGAGUGGGAAAAGGGAGAUGCAACUCUUUCACCAAUGUCUGAUUUCACGCCUUAUCAGCUUUCUCAGCACAUCUAAGUGUAUGUUACACACACAGAUCCAGUCAGGUUGAUGUGUUUGUGUGCGCGUGCAUGUGUGCACGCUUUUGUUUUCCUUGUCAUUUCCAGGCCAGCUUUGUGUCUUCUGGAAACAGAACUGACAUUUCCCUGGACGAUCCCAACUUCUGGCAGAAAUGGGCCAAAAUAGCAGAGCUGGAGAUUGACUCCAAAGCAGAGAAGGUGAGAGGAACUAGGGAAGGGCACUAUGGGGCUACCGGUUAUCCCUCACCAGGGUGAAGCCGCUACAUGAUGUUGGAGGGGCUCCAGAAAAAGACGGUCCCGCAUGUCCCCGCAGAUCAAAAGAGCUACUCAGAAUGCGGGCUAGAAAAUAAGGGGGAAGAGGCCUCACGAAACGGUUUAAAUAUCUGUCACUCGUCACUCUGCCGAACAGAUGUGUUGCAUUAAAGAGAGAGGGGAAAAAACAGCAUGCGAAGCAGAGGGAGGAGGAGAGACUGCAGUUGAAUUAAUUCUGUUUAGUGUGUAUUAGUGUGCUGCGUAUGCAUUUUGUGCUCCAGAGUUGUGUGUGUGUAUAUGGGGUACACUGUAUGUUAGUAAUGUGCGUUUUUUGGGCCUGAGUAUGUGGUGUGUUAGCAGUGUGUGUACACUUAUAUUUAUUUAUAUACACUGCUCAUAAAAUAAAGAGAACACUUAAACAACACAUCCUAGAUCUGAAUGAAUGAAAUAAUCUUAUUAAAUACUUUUUUCUUUACAUAGUUGAAUGUGCUGACAACAAAAUCACGCAAAAAUUAUCAAUGGAAAUCCAAUUUAUCAACCCAUGGAGGUCUGGAUUUGGAGUCACCCUCAAAAUUAAAGUGGAAAACCACACUACAGGCUGAUCCAACUUUGAUGUAAUGUCCUUAAAACAAGUCAAAAUGAGGCUCAUUAGUGUGUGUGGCCUCCACGUGCCUGUAUGACCUCCCUACAACGCCUGGGCAUGCUCCUGAUGAGGUGGCGGAUGAUCUCCUGAGGGAUCUCCUCCCAGACCUGGACUAAAGCAUCCGCCAACUCCUGGACAGUCUGUGGUGCAACGUGGCGUUGGUGGAUGGAGCGAGACAUGAUGUCCCAGAUGUGCUCAAUUGGAUUCAGGUCUGGGGAACGGGCGGGCCAGUCCAUAGCAUCAAUGCCUUCCUCUUGCAGGAACUGCUGACACACUCCAGCCACAUGAGGUCUAGCAUUGUCUUGCAUUAGGAGGAACUCAGGGCCAACCGCACCAGCAUGUGGUCUCACAAGGGGUCUGAGGAUCUCAUCUCGGUACCUAAUGGCAGUCAGGCUACCUCUGGCGAGCACAUGGAGGGCUGUGCGGCCCCCCAAAGAAAUGCCACCCCACACCAUGACUGACCCACCGCCAAACCGGUCGUGCUGGAGGAUGUUGCAGGCAGCAGAACGUUCUCCACGGCGUCUCCAGACUCUGUCACGUCUGUCACAUGUGCUCAGUGUGAACCUGCUUUCAUCUGUGAAGAGCACAGGGCGCCAGUGACGAAUUUGCCAAUCUUGGUGUUCUCUGGCAAAUGCCAAACGUCCUGCACGGUGUUGGGCUGUAAGCACAACCCCCACCUGUGGAUGUCGGUCCCUCAUACCACCCUCAUGGAGUCUGUUUCUGACCUUUUGAGCAGACACAUGCACAUUUGUGGCCUGCUGGAGGUCAUUUAGCAGGGCUCUGGCAGUGCUCCUCCUGCUCCUCCUUGCACAAAGGCGGAGGUUGCGGUCCUGCUGCUGGGUUGUUGCCCUCCUACGGCCUCCUCCACGUCUCCUGAUGUACUGGCCUGUCUCCUGGUAGCGCCUCCAUGCUCUGGACACUACGCUGACAGACACAGCAAACCUUGAUGUGCCAUCCUGGAUGAGCUGCACUACCUGAGCCACUUGUGUGGGUUGUAGACUCCGUCUCAUGCUACCACUAGAGUGAAAGCACCGCCAGCAUUUAAAUGUGACCAAAACAUCAGCCAGGAAGCAUAGGAACUGAGAAGUGGUCUGUGGUCACCACCUGCAGAACUACUUCUUUAUUGAGGGUGUCUUGCUAAUUGCCUAUAAUUUCCACCUGUUGUCUAUUCCAUUUGCACAACAGCAUGUGAAAUGUAUUGUCAAUCAGUGUUGCUUCCUAAGUGGACAGUUUGAUUUCACAGAAGUGUGGUUGACUUGGAGUUACAUUGUGUUGUUUAAGUGUUCCCUUUAUUUUUUUGGAGCAGUGUAUAUGCCUACAUCUUAUGUAUUUUCUGCGCAUGGAUUUGUUUGGCAUCCGUACACAGUAUGGAAUGUGUUUGGGGUGUGUGUAUUGUGCUGUGGAUGGGUUCCUAUAAUGUCUGUAAAGCUUGAAUAUGAACUACCGUCCCCUGGCUGUGACAGGAGAGCCUGGUGAUUGAUACGCCUCGUGUGAGGAAGCAGACGCGCCACUACAACUCGUUCGAAGACGACGAGCUGAUGGAGUUCUCUGAGCUGGACAGCGACUCAGAAGAGAGGCCCUGUCGCACCCGCCGCUUCAGCGAGAGGAACAGACGCUACCUCCGCGCCGAAUGCUUCCGCGUCGAGAAGAACCUGCUCAUAUUUGGGUUAUUUUCUCGCCUCUAACAUUCCUCAGUCACACUUUCAUUGUGCCAUACUGUAAUAAUUAUUGUGAAGUGCCCUAUGUAAGUGCUCUCUCACUGGCUUAAGUAACCUCAAACUGUACCUUAGUAAGCACUCUAACUGGCUACUGCAGGGUUAGUGGGACAGUGUUUUCCAAACAUCUCCUUGAGUAAUUCCCAGUCAGUACCAUUUAUAUGACUUAUUCCGGUACUAGCACACCUGAUUCAAUUGGUCAACUAAUCACCAAGCCCCUCAUUAGUUGAAUCAGGUGUGCUAGUUGUGGAAUAUAUCAAAUAUAGUCCCUGCCAAAUAUAUUGGCACAUUUGCACUUUUUUUUAAAGGCCCAGUGCAGUCAGAAACGUGAUUUUCCUGUGUUUUAUCUAUAUUUCAAGAUUUCCAGCUCUUUUAGUGUAAGAGCUGUUUGAAAGGUCCGCCUGAAAUGUCAGCCUGUUUUGGUGGGAUGGCGUUUUGACCAAUAGGAAAGAGGGUUCCAAACCACUCUGCCAUUAACAGGUAGUUUUCAUUUUUCCACUCCCGACUCAGACCACGCCCAGACAGUCUUAGCAAAGUUCUUGCUUGAGAAUUGUUUUUGUUUCUUUUUGACUAUUUUAAUUGAAAACAAUCACAGUAAGGUACUUAAUUGUUACCCAGAAAUUAUUUGAUAUGGAGAUCAAAACGGCUGCAUUGGACCUUUUAUCCCCUAUUUCUUCUAAAAUAAGUGGAAGUUGAAAAAGCUUUGGUCUCCACACUUUGUUAGUGGAUUUUCAACAUUGCAGAAACAAUUGUAUUUUAACUUAAGUUCAAAAAAUUUACUUAGAAAAUAUAGACAUGGGAAAAAAUAAAUUGGCACCCCAGAGCUAGUACACAGCCUUUGGCCAAGAUAACUGCAGACAAACACUUAUUGUAGCCAUUAAUGAGUGUGCUGCAAUUUGGCCCACUCUUCAGCAGCAAACUGCUGUAAUUCUUCAAUGUUUGAGGGGUGCCCUCCACCAACUGCUGUUUUCAGAUCUGUCCAUAGCAGUGGCGGUCGGUGCCGUUUUAAGAUGAGGGACGACAAGUAUUUUUUUAAUGAGCGUGGCCUUAUUUAUUUUACAGCAUAUUGGAUGACUGUCAUUCAUAUUCCAUUCACCCAGCUCAAUGUAACAUUGACAGGUUUAGGCUACUACAUGAUACUCUAAUUUUCCCAAUACCCAUCAUGAGGUUGCUACAACCUAGCCUAUGAAUUAAAGUUUACAACGUAGGUGCACAGGUCGAGAGGAAUUUGAGUAAUUUAAGGUGACAGUGACACAUUCAAUACCGUCUUGCACACUCUUGCCUGCAUCUAGCUGAUCUAGGGUGUAAUCAUUAGUCCAACAGUUGCAUACAGUGGGGAGAACAAGUAUUUGAUACACUGCCGAUUUUGCAGGUUUUCCUACUUACAAAGCAUGUAGAGGUCUGUAAUUUUUAUCAUAGGUACACUUCAACUGUGAGAGACUGAAUCUAAAAAGUAUUUGAUACAUCAGAAAAGCAGAACUUAAUAUUUGGUACAGAAGCCUUUGUUUGCAAUUACAUAGAUCAUACGUUUCCUGUAGGUCUUGACCAGGUUUGCACACACUGCAGCAGGGAUUUUGGCCCACUCCUCCAUACAGACCUUCUCCAGAUCCUUCAGGUUUCGGGGCUGUCGCUGGGCAAUACAGACUUUCAGGUCCCUCCAAAGAUUUUCUAUUGGGUUCAGGUCUGGAGACUGGCUAGGCCACUCCAGGACCUUGAGAUGCUUCUUACGGAGCCACUCCUUAGUUGCCCUGGCUGUGUGUUUCGGGUUGUUGUCAUGCUGGAAGACCCAGCCACGACCCAUCUUCAAUGCUCUUACUGAGGGAAGGCGGUUGUUGGCCAAGAUCUCGCGAUACAUGGCCCCAUCCAUCCUCCCCUCAAUAUGGUGCAGUUGUCCUGUCCCCUUUGCAGAAAAGCAUCCCCAAAGAAUGAUGUUUCCACCUCCAUGCUUCACGUUUGGGAUGGUGUUCUUGGGGUUGUACUCAUCCUUCUUCUUCCUCCAAACACGGCGAGUGGAGUUUAGACCAAAGAGCUCUAUUUUUGUCUCAUGAGAGCACAUGACCUUCUCCCAUUCCUCAUCUGGAUCAUCCAGAUGGUCAUUGGCAAACUUCAGACGGGCCUGGGCAUGUGCUGGCUUGAGCAGGGGGACCUUGCGUGCGCUGCAGGAUUUUAAUCCAUGACGGCGUAGUGUGUUACUAGUGGUUUUCUUUGAGACUGUGGUCCCAGCUCUCUUCAGGUCAUUGACCAGGUCCUGCCAUGUAGUCCCUCACCUUCCUCAUGAUCAUUGAUGCCCCACGAGGUGAGAUCUUGCAUGGAGCCCCAGACCGAGGAUGAUUGACCGUCAUCUUGAACUUCUUCCAUUUUCUAAUAAUUGACCCAAAAGUUGUUGCCUUCUCACCAAGCUGCUUGCCUAUUGUCCUGUAGGCCAUCCCAGCCUUGUGCAGGUCUACAAUUUUAUCCCUGAUGUCCUUACACAGCUCUCUGGUCUUGGCCAUUGUGGAGAGGUUGGAGUCUGUUUGAUUGAGUGUGUGGACAGGUGUCUUUUAUACAGGUAAAGAGUUCUAACAGGUGCAGUUAAUACAGGUAAUGAGUGGAGAACAGGAGGGCUUCUUAAAGAAAAACUAACAGGUCUGUGAGAGACGGAAUUCUUACUGGUUGGUAGGUGAUCAAAUACUUAUGUCAUGCAAUAAAAUGCAAAUUAAUUACUUAAAAAUCAUACAAUGUGAUUUUCUGGAUUUUUGUUUUAGAUUCCGUCUCUCACAGUUGAAGUAUACCUAUGAUAAAACUUACAGACCUCUACAUGCUUUGUAAGUAGGAAAACCUGCAAAAUCGGCAGUGUAUCAAAUACUUGUUCUCCCCACUGUACAUUAAUUUCUAUUGGACAAAUUCAGGUAUGUUUAUCACCGCUUCGUUCCGUUUAAGAAACGUUUUUCAACAGAAUCGGCGGAAUGAAUACACCUCUGAUCACACGCAAACACAGUUCACUUUCAUAGCAGUCACAUACAAACAGCAUGAUCACUUUGAUCGUUGUAGCUAUAAUUUCUUCACGCGUCUACGCACUCUCCUCCUCUCACCUUUUCCCUUCGCUUGUGGACUUCAGUACACAACACAUUAACUGUCUGUGACCAGGCGAAAAAAAUAAUAAAAAAAACUUUACAAGCCAAACUUUCAUAUCAUAACCACUACCCACUGCCUACAUUGUUGUCACCAUUAUUAGCUAACGUCAUAGUCAACAUAGCUACUGGACCUAACGCGUUAGUAAACCCGCUACAAUCAUGCAGUACAGUGUAUAGUCAGCAAGCAGUUUAGCAGUUACACCGGCAGGCCCCGGUGGUAAUACAUUUAUAAAACCAAAAGCUUACCUUGGAAGAGAUCCAGUGUUGGAUUGCCAUAGCCAGCUAGCUAACAUAGCAUCCCUCUCUGUUUGAGCUGGGUGCUUGAGUAGGCUACACUAGCUACAUUCACCACAUUUUCUGCACUGCGGUGCUAUCUAGCUGUAGCUUAUGCAUUCCGUUCUAGAUUCAUUCUCUGAUCCUUUGAUUAGGUGGACAACAUGUCCGUUCAUGCUACAAGAGCUCUGAUAGGUUGGAGGAGGACGUCGUCUGGAAGUUGUCAGAAUUACUGUGUACGUUUAUGGAAGGGGGUGAGAACCAUGAGACUCCUAGGUUUUGUAUUGAAGUCAAUGUACCUAGAGGAGGACGGAAACGAGCUGUCCUCCGGCUACACCAUGGUGCUCCCCUACAGAGUGCUGUUGAGGCUACUGUAGACCUUAAUUGCAAAACAGUGUGUUUAAAUAAAUUAUUUGGUGAUAUGUGAAUAAAUUUAAUAUAGUUUUAUAUUGAAAGGAUCUAUUUUAUUUUUAUUUAUUUUUAAACAUUUUUAUGAAAUUCACUGAGGAGGAUGGUCCCCCCCUUCCUCCUCUGAAGAGCCUCCACUGGUCCAUAGGUUUUGGAUGAGAUUCAGAUCUGGACUCUUUGCUGGCUACUCCAGAACAGUCAAGUAUUUCUUAUUGAACCAUUCCUGGGUGCUUUUUGUUGUGUGUUUGGGGUCGUUGUCCUGCUGGAAGACCUAAAACGUUCAAUGGAGACCCAGUUUUUGGACACUGGGUUGAACAUUGGACUACAAAACACCUUAAUAAUCUGCUGAUUUCAUGAUGCCUUGCGCACGUUCAAGGCCCACAGUACCAGGGGCAGCCAAGCAACCCCACAGCAUUAUCAAACCUCCCCCAUGUUUGAUUGUAGGGAGGGUGUUAUUUUAAUUGAAUGCCUAAUUUGAUCAUUGAUAAACACAGAGCUAAUCUGUAUUGCCAAAGAGCUCUAAUUAUGUUUCAUUGGUCCACAGAACAUUUUCCCCCAGGAUUUAGGCUUGUUUUAGGUGGGAUUUGAGAAGUUCAAUCAGGAUUUCUUGUCUCCUUCAGUUGUGGGGUCUUCCUAUGACCAACGACCACAUUAAGCAUUCAAAGAAAAUAACACCCUCCCUACAAUCAAACGUGGGGAGGUUUGAUAAUGCUGUGGGUUUGCUUUGCUGCCUCUAAACGUGUGCAAACCUCAUGAUAUCUGCAGAUUUAUCAAGGUUUUGUGGAGUGCAAUGUUCAACCCAGUGUUCAAAAACUGGGUCUCUGUUGAAGGUUGGUCUUCCAGCAGGACAAAAAACCUAAACACACAUCAGAAGCACCCUUGAAUGGUUCAAGAGGAAGCGCUGGACUGUUCUUGAGUGAAAAGCGAAGAGUCCAGAUCUGAAUUGCAUCCAUAACCUAUGGUGAGAGCUGAAAACAGCAGUUGAUGGAGGGCACCCCUCAAACAUUGAAGAAUUAACCUCUUAAGGAUCGGACACUUUUUUUUCAAUUUUUGCAUAAAAUCUAACUGCCUGUAGCUCAGGACCCGCAAGGAUAUGCAUGUUCUUGAUACCAUUUGAAAGGAAACACUUUGAAGUUUGUGGAAAUGUGAAAUUAAUGUAGGAGAAUAACGCAUUAGAUCUGGUAAACGAUAAUAGAAACAAAAAAACAUGUGUUUUCUGUUAAUUUUUUUGUUCCAUCAUCUUUGAAAUGCAAGAGAAAGGCCAUGAUGUAAUAUUGUAUUUUGCCACUAGAUGGCAGCAGUGUGCGUGCAAAGUUUCAGAUUGAUCCAGUGAAGCAUUGCAAUACUGGACUGUUUUGUAUCAAGUCUGCCCAAAUGUGCCGAAUUGGUCAAUUGAUACAUUUUCAAGUACAUAACUAUAGAGAACAUACAUUUUGUAUUAUCAUAUCAUUUUUGUAAGUUUACACACUCCCAGGAAUGUCGUAGAUGAUGGAUCAUUAGUUUAUAAACAAUGGUGCCAGAGACAGUAGGGGUUCAAACUGUAGAACCCAGUUCCUACAUUUGAAUAUAAAAAUAGAUUUUAUCAUACAAAACUAUGCUACAUUUGAUCUCUGGGACCCUUAGCAUGACAAAUCAGAGCAAGAUUACUGAAUGUAAGUACAUUAUUUACCUUCAGAGGUGAAUGUAUCAAACCAGUUGCCUUGAUAAGUGUUUUGUUGUUGUGCACUCUCCUCAAACAAUAGCAUGGUGAUUUUUCACUAUAAUAGCUACUGUAAAUUGGACAGUGCAGUUAGAUUAACACGAAUCUAAGCUUUCUGCCCAUAUAAGACAUGUCUAUGUCCUGGAAUGUCUGCUGUUACUUACAACAGUCAUGCUAAUCACAUUAGCGCACAUUAGCUCAACCAUCCCUUUUACGGGACACCGAUCCUGUAGAGGUUAAAGCAGUUUGCUGCUGAAAAGUGGGCCAAAUUACCAGGCUGUGCAGCCAAGUACUAGCUCCGGGGUGCUAAUAUUUUUGUCCAUGCGAUUUGUCUUUAUUUUCUAAAGUAAAAUUGUAAACUCAAGUUUACAAAAUUAAAUUGGUUCUGCAAUGUUGAAAAUCCGACAAGGUGUGGAGAUAAAAUAGGGAAUUAUUUAAGAAAAGUGCAAGGGUGCCAAUGUAUUUGGCUGCAACUGUAUGUGACACUGGCUGGGGGUAUUCGUGGAGAGGUGGGGACUCGAUGAGAGCCUACUGCAGUAGGCUACAUUAGAGUACAGUUGUAUUUAUUGUAUCCCACCGACUCUGACACUAGUGUGGUGUAUCUGUGCUCAUGCCACCUGCUACAUCUGUUUGUGCCCACACAGCUGGGGUCGCUGGAAGGACAUCCUGACCCACGGGCGCUUCAAGUGGCAACUGUCUGAACGUGACAUGGAGGUGCUGUGCCGGGCGCUGCUGGUCUACUGCUUGCGCCACUACAAGGGCGAUGACAAGAUCAAGAGCUUUAUCUGGGACCUCAUCACACCCGCCAAGGAUGGCCAUAAACAAGACCUGCAGAACCAUUCUGGUGAGAGAUUCGCUUACAUCCCCUGAAACAAGCUGCCAUUCAGGAAAGAGGACUGACAAAAUGGCUAGUUAUGUUGACAACACUCAAAUGUAUAAUUAAGCUCUGAAAAGCAAUUCAUAGUGCCAGAGUUUGUCAUAGUGGUCUAUAAAGCAGAUUCCAGACUGUGAAUGGCCCCUGGGGGCUCGAAUCCUUGCUCAGCAUCUUGUACUACUCGUACUACAUCUUGUAUCUACUCUGUUUAUCCCUUAGCAAUAAAGUUUUAAAAAAAGCAAUCCUCACCUUUGUCUGAUGGUUUGCUUUGAUUACUCCAAAUAACUGUAGCUCCAACUCUGAUUCCAAAAUAUGUGCUUUAAUGUGGACUGGUGUGCUACUGAUGAUUGCUUGGUAUCGCCCAAACCCAACCUUUCCACAAGCAGGCCUGUCGGCCCCAGUGCCCAGGGGACGCAAGGGUAAGAAGCUAAAGAACCAGCUGAGUGUGCCCGAGAUGAAGCAUGCAGACUGGCUUGUCAACUGCAACCCAGAGGUGGUGCUACAGGACGACAGCUACAAGAAACACCUCAAGCAGCACUGCAACAAGUGAGUCCCCCAUUCCUCACAAUUCACCUUCAGCUGUUGGUGAACAUUGUCAUGUUCUCUUCUGACUAAUAGGAUUCCUAAAGUUGCUAAAUCUACAGUCUAGAUUGAAAAUAAAUAAUGAUUUGAAGUGCUGAAGCCAAGGGAGUUUUACGCUAGAUUUACUUAGCGUUUGCACCUUUUUUAAUAAAUGAAGACCGUUAGCUUUGUUUGUUUUAUCUCUUCCUGAAAAAACAGGUGCAAACUUUGCAUCUGGUAAAACAGUUGCUGUAUCUAAUAACAGACCGACGAGUGGUCAAUGUGUUGUGUUAUGUGUCGUGUUGUGCCAAGGGUACUUCUGAGGGUGAGGAUGCUGUACUACCUCAAGGCGGAGGUACUGGGAGAGACUGCUGCUCAGUCCCUGGAGGGCAUCCCUGCCAGGUACAGAGUGGGCACCACGAGGGCACCCAUUAAUCAUGCCACUUACUGUAUACACUGAUUAACUUGUCGAUACAUGAAGGGGUAGUUCCUCAAACCCAGAUGAUGCCUAUUGCUGUACUCAAAAGCACUUUCAAUGCAGUUUCUCCAUUGAGCAUGAGUUUUAACCCAGAAGUAGGAUAAUCUUGUCCGGGAAACCAGCCCAAAGUAAAUGACUGUGUGUGUGUGAUCUGUUUAGUAAACUGGAGGUGGCGCUGCCUGAUAUUGACUACAUCGAGAUCCCAGCAGGCUGGUGGGAUGCAGAGGCGGAUAAGUCUCUCCUCAUAGGAGUGCACAAACACGGUAAUCCUCUAGUCUAGGGUCUCCUGCUUGUCAAGGCCCUCAUGUCUCUCGCCUAUAAAAUCCUCAUUUUAUGUACAGUACAGUCGUGGUCAAAUGUUUUGAGAAUGACACAAGUCUUCACAAAGUUUGCUGCUUCAGUUUUUUUAGAUAUUUUUGUCAGAUGUUACUAUGGUAUACUGAAGUAUAAUUGCAAGCAUUCCAUAAGUGUGAAAGGCUUUUAUUGACAAUUACAUUAAGUUUAUACAAAGAGUCAAUAUUUGCAGUGUUGACCCUUCUUUUUCAAGACCUCUGCAAUCCGCCCUGGCAUGCUGUCAAUUAACUUCUGGGCCGCAGCCCAUUCUUGCAUAAUCAAUGCUUGUAGUUUGUCAGAAUUUGUGGGUUUUUUGUUUGUCCACCCGCCUCUUGAGGAUUGACCACAAGUUCUCAAUGGGAAUAAGGUCUGGGGAGUUUCCUGGCCAUGGACCCAAAAUGUUGAUAUUUUGUUCGCCGAGCCACUUAGUUAUCACUUUUGCCUUAUGGCAAGGUGCUCCAUCAUGCUGGAAAAGGCAUUGUUCGUCACCAAACUGUUCUUGGAUGGUUGGGAGAAGUUGCUCUCGGAGGAUGUGUUGGUACCAUUCUUUAUUCAUGGCUGUGUUCUUAGGCAAAAUUGUGAGUGAGCCUACUCCCUUGGCUGAGAAGCAACCCCACACAUGAAUGGUCUCAGGAUGCUUUACUGUUGGCAUGACACAGGACUGAUGGUAGCGCUCACCUUGUCUUCUCCGGACAAGCUUUUUCCCAGAUGCCCCAAACAAUCAGAAAGGGAUUCAUCAGAGAAAAUGACUUUACCCCAGUCCUCAGCAGUCCAAUCCCUGUACCUUUUGCAGAAUAUCAGUCUGUCCCUGAUGUUUUUCCUGGAGAGAAGUGGCUUCCUCGCUGCCCUUUUUGACACCAGGCCAUCCUCCAAAAGUUUUCGCCUCACUGUGCGUGCAGAUGCACUCACACCUGCCUGCUGCCAUUCCUGAGCAAGCUCUGCGCUGGUGGUGCCCCGAUCCCGCAGCAGAAUCAACUUUAGGAGACGGUCCUGGUGCUUGCUGGACUUUCUUGGGCGCCCUGAAGCCUUCUUCAUAACAAUUGAACCUCUCUCCUUGAAGUUCUUGAUGAUCCGAUAAAUGGUUGAUUUAGGUGAAAUCUUACUAGAAGCAAUAUCCUUGCCUGUGAAGCCCUUUUUGUGCAAAGCAAUGAUGACUGCACGCGUUUCCUUGCAGGUAACCAUGGUUAACAUAGGAAGAACAAUGAUUUCAAGCACCACCCUCCUUUUUAAAGCUUAGAGUCUGUUAUUCUAACUCAAUCAGCAUGACAGUCAUCUCCAGCCUUGUCCUCGUCAACACUCUCACCUGUGUUAACGAGAUAAUUACUGACAUGAUGUCUGCUGGUCCUUUUGUGGAGUAUAUGCAAAUUGCCAUCAUUAAAACUGAUGCAGCAGACUUUUUGAAAAUUAAAAUGUGUGUCAUUCUCAAAACUUUUGACCACGACUGUAGUUUAUAUUCAAGUUAUUAAGUCAUGGUUUGUCCAUUUCAAAGGAUCAUACAUCAACCUUGGUCCUAGAGAAUUUCAAGGUGUGCAUGCUUUGGUUCCAUCACUAAAACACCUGAAUCAACUAAUCAAAGUCCUGAUGAUCAGUCGAUUUAGCUGAGUCAUGUUUUAAGUCUGUAGCUCGCUCUGUAUAUUUUGGAUCAGGAUUGGUCAUUACUGGCCUACCACAUAUCACAGUUAUUGGUCAUUGAUUAAUUGGUCAUACAUUUUAAAUUGAUAGUAAAUUUAAGUCUGAAGCCACUUCCAUCGGCGCUCAGUAACCGUGUGUCCUCAGGGUACGAGCGGUACAACGCCAUGCGGGCCGACCCAGAGCUGUGCUUCUUGGAGCGGGUGGGCAUGCCUGACGUCACGGCGCUCUCAGCCGAGCAGAGUGGAGGAGAGGUGGUGGCUGACCUCACUGACAGGCAAGAAACCACCCACGCCUUAGCGUAGGGCACAAGUCUCAUUUGAAGGAUGGACCCCAAAAAAAACAGCAUACAUUAAUAUGAACAUCCGCAGUACCAAAUCUCAGGUGCUGUGUACGAAUGUGAAUGUCAACCAAUGCCUUUAUGCCCCAAAAUGUAAUAUGUCAGUAAUACCUCGAUCUAGUUCCCCUAAAUACAUUAAUUAAUCCUGGAUGGUCAAGUUGACUCUGGUGAUGGAGCAAGUAAUACAACUUUGUGGUCUUUAUCAUGAUUGUUGUUCUUUUUAGUGCUUGCAAAAGUGAUGACAUGAAAGACAAUCCUGAAUGCAAUCCAGAGGAGGGAGGAGUGGAAAAGGUUGAUAAUAAGGUAUGGACUCUCGAGUGACUCGGCUAAAUGGAAAUGAAGGAUUAAAUUAUUGAAUAUCUAAAAAGGUUGAGUUGUGAUGUUCUAUCGUCUAUUUUUGCUCCAUAAGGAUGAAACCAGCUCCAGCAAUGAUGCAAUGGACAAGCAUGACAGUGUAGUUCAAGGUGAGUGUUCAGCUACCUUUCAACUUGCCUUUUUGCAUAAAACACAUUACAACAGGAGAAUCUGUGAGUGCAUAUAGAUUAUAUUGGUUUUACCAUUUUCUGCAAGUGUUCAUGUGUGUUAUUCUACGAAUAGAAUGCCGUUUUAUGUAAUGUAAUUUUGUCAAAAAUAAGUUUAUUUCACCUAAUUUUAAGAAUUUGUCAUAAAAAGCACAUGCUUAACUUCAUAAUAAACAUGUUUUCCCAUCUCAAGAGGUUAAAUCCAGAAAAAUGACUAUAAAAUGCAUGUAAACAAAGCAUUGAUCUGAUGCUGUUACUUUCCAGACACACUUUCAGUGGAGAUGGUCAAGGAGGGCUUUGGCCAGGAAGGGUUUGGCCAGGAGGGCAUGGAGCUACAGGGUCGCCCUCUGUGGCCGGCCGGCCCUGCCCUUACUGCCAGGCUACGUCGCCUCAUCACGGCCUACCAGCGCUUCAUGCGGCGCGAGCCCCUGCGCCACGACUUCCUGCUGCCUGAAGGGCUGGGGUCAGGCCUGGGGCCGAUGUCCUGGCAGCUGGGGGAGGAGAUUAGGCGGUGCACGGUGGCUGCCACUGAACCUGACCCUCUCUUCCUGGAGUGGCAGAGAAGGUGGGUGAUGUCAGAGCAAAGGUGGGUGAUGUUAUUGAUCCCCUACAUUAUGUGCUGCCUCGGUCCCGUUCCCUUUCGGUUACUAGCCCCUUACCCCCCUCUAUGUUCACCGAUCUGUAAGGCAUGGUUAUAUCAAUACGAGGAUGUCUCCAGCUAGCUCUCCAAUAAACUAGGUGGAACUAUCACUAUUUACCUUUCACAAACAUAUCCUUCAAGGUCUGUGAACAACUGCUAGGCUAGGGGAUUAAAUGGACGGGUUCAUUGUCUAUGCCCCUAAAAGAUGGUGCGUGUCAAAUACUUAAUAUAAAAAUGUCUUACUGGAACCAGACUUUUUGCUUUUGUGUGCGAUACCCACAGCUGCCUUGUGGCUUCCGUGUACUGCAGUCACAUGGUCAGUGCAUGCCCCCCUGAUCAAAGGCUAAUGGUAGGCCUGUGUUUUUGUGAGCAGGUGGACACGGCGUGAGCAAGCAGAUUUCUACCGCACCGUGUCGUCGUUCGGCGUGGUGCACGACCUGGAGAAGAAAACCUUCGACUGGAGUCUGUUCCGCUCCUUCGCCCGGCUGGAGAGGAAGACGGAUGAGAGCCUGGAGAGAUACUUCAGCAGCUUUGUGUCCAUGUGCCGCACCGCCUGCAGAUUGCCCCCCAGGAAGGACGAAGGUAACUACUCACCAGGAGGCAAAGCAAGAGAGCUUGCCCUUGAAGGUGCAAUAAGAAGGGAAUAUCCGUAAAUCAGGAAACCUCCAACCAGGAUUUCUGGAUAACCUCAGAAUUUUGGGAAAGUUACCAGAAUUUUGCAACUCUAGGGAAUGCCAUAAUGUACACUGAACAAAAAAUAUAAACGCAUCAUGUAAAGUGCUGGUCCAAUGUUUCAUGAGCUGAAAUACAAGAUCCCAGAAGUGUUCCGUACGUACAAAAAGCGUAUUUCUCACAAAUGUUUUGCACAACUUUGUUUACAUCCCUGGUAGUGAGCAUUUUAUCCUUUGUCAAGAUAAUCCAUCCACCUGACAGUUGUGGCAUAUCAAGAAGCACAUCCGGCUUCUUCACCUGCGGGAUCGUCUGAGGGGGAAGGGGCUGGGUGCUGAGGAGGAUUUCUGUCUGUAAUAAAGGCCUUUUGUGGGAAAAACUAAUUCUGAUUGGCUGGGACUGGUUCCCCAGUGGGUGAUCACAUAUUGCAAACAAAUAAUCUGAACUAAAAACUCCACACAUUUUGGAAUUUCUGUGUGUCCUUGACCAUCGCUAAUCAAUAUCCAAAAACUGCAUACGUUCUCUCUUUUGUGGCACCAAUGUGAGGGUUUAUGACAGAGGAAACUGUGUUGCAGUAGUCUAGUGUGUGGUGUGGGAAUAAUGACAAGUGAACCUGGGGAGCUUUGCGUUCACAUUGUCCUAAAACAGGGAACCGGAUCGCGGAAUUCAAGCAAACCUCUCGAGAUGGUCUCAGUUCGGUUCGCUUCAGGGGCUCUUUUGAGGGGUCUGAGUUCCUUUUGGAGUGUUCACGCUACACAAAAAAUUAAGCAAACUGCACUGAGAUCACAACAACUGUCUGAAUGGGACCAAUUGUGAACACCAUUAUUUUCACGCUACUUGUUCGGCCUGAAUCUAGCAUAGAGUCAUGGGAUUUGUAGCGCUAUGCUGACGUUGCCUCCCUUCCGAGGCACAUGUUGCUUGGCAACCACCCUGCACUUGCCACUUUUUCCCCUCUGUGGCUAAAGCCAGUGAGAAACAUGCUUGCAUGCUUAUGUGCUAUGAAAUUAAAUAAAUACUGCACUCUGAACCACAAAACGUAUUUGCUAUAUUCAAGAUGGUGUAGUUAGACAAGCAAGGAAAGUAAUUACGUGAUGUAGUUUUAUUGGGAUUUGCAGCUAUUGUUGGUUAGUAAUGCCUCCUGCAACCUUUUAAAACGACUUACUCAACAUUUAACAAUAGUCUCUGCCAAAGGAAUGUGUCUUAAAGGGAGAGUUCACUAUUUAGCAUAUUUUAGCGGUGCUUUGAAAAGCAUGGUGGGUAGAUUUGACAUGAUAGUAAUAUUUCUACUGUAGUGGUGACAUUGCAAUGGUGUGAUUUGAAUUAUACAAUUGAUACGAAAGUAAGCCCUCUUCCUCUGUCUGUCAGGGCCUCUGGACCACAACCUGUUUGUGGAGCCCAUCACAGAGGAGCGAGCAGCACGCACCCUCUACCGUAUCGAGCUACUGCGCAAGGUCAGGGAGCAGGUGCUGCGCCACCCACUGCUGGGCCCGCGGCUGCAGCUGUGUCGGCCCAGCCUCUACCUGCCUGUGUGGUGGGAGUGUGGUAAGCACGACCGCGAUCCUCCUGAUUGGAGCGGCCCGCCAUGGCCUCAGCCGCACUGACUACUACAUCCUCAAUGACCCGCAGCUUUCUUUCCUGGAGGCCCACCGCAACUAUGUCCAGAAGGAGAAUCACCAGGGCUACCAACCCAGUGUGCACCACGCAGGCAUGGCCCCCUCACCGCACCACCACCCCUACUGCCUGUACGAGACGGGCCUCGGCCAAUGCCACUCUCCCCAGCCGCCGGAGUACGGUCACCCAGCCAUCCCCUCCUCGUCGAUCCACGCUCAUUCUCACCCGAACAUCCACGUCCAUGGUCACCCGCCAGAGAUAGUGGGCAUGGACCCCGGUGGCAGGCUAGGUAUGGUGUCCGUGCCCAGGGAGGGCUUCAUGGUUUGCCCCCCUCUGGAUGAGUCAUUGGAGCUGGCUUCACUGCAGCAUGAGGGCCUGGCCUCAGAUUCCCUCCAUUGCAAGUCUGCCAAGGAGGCCUGCAACGGAUUCCCCUUCAACUCAGCGCAGGGCGGUCAGAGCAUGCUCAACUCGUAUGGUGUGCAGGGGGAGCUGAAUGGUGAGCAGUCAGCCGACAUGGACCCUAUCAUCACGGGCAAGCUGCGCAGCGACGUGCUGGUGGGCGAGCAGGGCUCCUCGGAAGAGACUGGCCUUAUGGCCCCCUUGCUGGAACAGGAGCUGCAGGCGCCCUGGGAGAGCACGGACCACGUAGGCACCGCAGAUGUUGUGGGCAUGUUCAAUGAGGCCGACCCCAUCCUGGGGGCACCAGCCCUUGAGACAGAGUUCCUGGACACAGAGGAGCAGCCAGGAGACGGGGGAAGGGAGGACGGAGCAGGGGGAGCGCUUGACGACUGCCUAGGUAUCCCCUCGUCCCGGAGCGACCCAGGGGAGCCGCUGCCUUCCAGUUUCAUACUGUUCAAGAACAUUGGUGUGAGCGAGGAGGAGCCUGCUGAGGAGCACACAAACCUCUCCGCCAGCCCCCCUCCUCCCUACAUCCCCCCUCCGCACCUGUCGCUGUCCCAUAUGACCUUGCACACCCACCACCAGGGUGAUGUCGAGGAGCCAGAGGACAAGCUGAGCGACUCGGACGCCGUCGCCCACAUGCCCAGCCCUGAUGAGAGAGAGGCAGAGAGGGAUGUGUCCUUUGAGUUUGACAAAGAGGAGAUGUCUGGGGACAGUCUGAGUCUGGUGGGGCUGGAGCAGGGCCUGGACGCCUCAGGUAUACCAUGCGAGGACUCUCUCCAAGAGGAGCCCUGCAAUGGGAUGGAGAUGGGCUCUCCAGUGGAGUCAUGUGAUGCGGCUCUAGAGAGGCCAGGGGAAGAGACUUUAGAAUGGAACACACCCUUAGGGCCAGGGAAGGAGGGGCUUCUAGAGGGGCAGUUUGAAGAACCCUUGGAGAUAUCGCCCAUGGAUUCCCAGGAGGAGGGACCAGUGGAGGGGCCUCUGGAAGACUUUUGUGAAGACCCAGCACCAGAAGGACCAUUCGCAGGGCCGUUGGAGGAGCAGUACGACAUAGAACCAGAAGGGGCCUCUGAGGGGCCCGCUGAAGCAGAGAGCACUUUAAGAGAACACACACUCCUCACUGUUGACGCAACAGACUCUCUACCCCCAUCCUCCUCAGGCACCACGCCCCAGCCUGAGCCACCACUGUCCCCACGUGUGGCGGGAGAGGCACAGAUCAAACUGGAGUUCCCUCUGGACCCAGAGAGCUCUGAGAGCAAGUCGGACAUCCUGGAGCCUGACAGCACUGUCCUCACGCCUAAACUGGAGCAGACAGAGGUGCUGCUGGACGUGAAGGACGAGAUCAAGAAGGAGAGGCCCCAAACUCCAGGUAAUGAAGGGAGAGUUUUACAUGCAUCUAAAAUAUUUAUAUGAGUUGGACAAAAAUAAGGUAGUGUGUGUGUGUGUGUGUGUGUGUGUGUGUGUGCGUACAGUUGAAGUCGGAAGUUUACAUACACCUUAGUCAAAUACAUUUAAACUCAGUUUUUUACAAUUCCUGACAUUUAAUCCUAGUAAAAAUGCCCUGUUUUAGGUCAGUUAGGAUUUUAAGGAUGUGAAAUGUCAGAAUAAUAGUAGAGUGAUUUAUUUCAGCUUUUAUUUCUUUCAUCACAUUCCCAGUGGGUCAGAAGUUUACAAACACUCUAAGUAUUUGGUAGCAUUGCCUUUAAAUUGUUUAACUUGGGUCAAACGUUUCGGGUAGCCUUCCACAAGCUUCCCACAAUAAGUUGGGUGAAUUUUGGCCCAUUCCUCCUGAUAGAGCAGGUGUAACUGAGUCAGGUUUGUAGGCCUCCUUGCUCGCACACGCUUUUUCAGUUCUGCCCACAAAUUUUCUAUAGAAUUGUGGUCAGGGCUUUGUGAUGGCCACUCCAAUACCUUGACUUUGUUGUCCUUAAGCCAUUUUGCCACAACUUUGGAAGUAUGCUUGGGGUCAUUGUCCAUUUGGAUGACCCAUUUGCGACCAAGCUUUAACUUCCUGACUGAUGUCUUGAGAUGUUGCUUCAAUAUAUCCACAUAAUUUUCCUUCCUCAUGAUGCCAUCUAUUUUGUGAAGUGCACCAGUCCCUCCUGCAGCAAAGAACCCCGCAGCAUGAUGCUGCCACCACCGAGCUUCAUGGUUGGGAUGGUGUUCUUCGGCUUACAAGCCACCGUCUUUUUCCUCCAAACAUAACGAUGGUCAUUAUGGCCAAAGUUCUAUCAGACCAGAGGACAUUUCUCCAAAAAGUAUGAUAUUUGUCCCCAUGUGCAGUUGCAAACCGUAGUCUGGCUCUUUUAUGGCGGUUUUGGAGCAGUGGCUUCUUCCUUGCUGAGUGGCCUUUCAGGUUCUGUCGAUAUAGGAUUUGUUUUACUGUGGAUAUACAGUGAGGGAAAAAAGUAUUUGAUCCCCUGCUGAUUUUGUAUGUUUGCCCACUGACAAAGAAAUUAUCAGUCUAUAAUUUUAAUGGUAGGUUUAUUUGAACAGUGAGAGACAGAAAAACAAAACAGAAAUCCAGAAAAACGCAUGUCAAAAAUGUUAUAAAUUGAUUUGCAUUUUAAUGAGGGAAAUAAGUAUUUGACCCCCUCUCAAUCGGAAAGAUUUCUGGCUCCCAGGUGUCUUUUAUACAGGUAACGAGCUGAGAUUAGAAGCACACUCUUAAAGGGAGUGCUCCUAAUCUCAGUUUGUUACCUGUAUAAAAGACACAUGUCCACAGAAGCAAUCAAUCAAUCAGAUUCCAAACUCUCCACCAUGGCCAAGACCAAAGAGCUCUCCAAGGAUGUCAGGGGCAAGAUUGUAGACCUACACAAGGCUGGAAUGGGCUACAAGACCAUCGCCAAGCAGCUUGGUGAGAAGAUGACAACAGUUGGUGCGAUUAUUCGCAUAUGGAAGAAACACAAAAUACCUGUCAAUCUCCCUCGGCCUGGGGCUCCAUGCAAGAUCUCACCUCGUGGAGUUGCAAUGAUCAUUAGAACGGUGAGGAAUCAGCCCAGAACUACACGGAAGGAUCUUGUCAAUGAUCUCAAUGCAGCUGGGACCAUAGUCACCAAGAAAACAAUUGGUAACACACUAUGCCGUGAAGGACUGAAAUCCAGCAGUGCCCGCAAGGUCCCCCUGCUCAAGAAAGCACAAAUACAUGCCCGUCUGAAGUUUGCCAAUGAACAUCUGAAUGAUUCAGAGGAGAACUGGGUGAAAGUGUUGUGGUCAGAUGAGACCAAAAUGGAGCUCUUUGGCAUCAUCUCAACUCUACGUGCUUGGAGGAGGCGGAAUGCUGCCUAUGACCCCAAGAACACCAUCCCCACCGUCAAACAUGGAGGUGGAAACAUUAUGCUUUGGUGGUGUUUUUUUGCUAAGUGGACAGGACAACUUCACCGCAUCAAAGGGACGAUGGACGGGGCCAUGUACCGUCAAAUCUUGGGUGAGAACCUCCUUCCCUCAGCCAGGGCAUUGAAAAUGGAUGACAAUGACCCAAACCACACGGCCAAGGCAACAAAGGAGUGGCUCAAGAAGAAGCACAUAAAGGCCCUGGAGUGGCCUAGCCAGUCUCCAGAUCUUAAUCCCAUAGAAAAUCUGUGGAGGGAGCUGAUGGUUCGAGUUGCCAAACGUCAGCCUAGAAACCUUAAUGACUUGGAGAAGAUCUGCAAAGAGGAGUGGGACAAAAUCCCUCCUGAGAUGUGUGCAAACCUGGUGGCCAACUGCAAGAAACGUCUGACCUCUGUGAUUGCCAACAAGGGUUUUGCCACCAAGUACAAAGUCAUGUUUUGCAGAGGGGUCAAAUACUUAUUUCCCUCAUUAAACUGCAAAUCAAUUGAUAACAUUUUUUACAUGCGUUUUUCUGGAUUUGUUUGUUGUUAUUCUGUCCCUCACUGUUCAAAUAAACCUACCAUUAAAAUUAUUGACUGAUCAUUUCUUUGUCAGUGGGCAAACGUACAAAAUCAGCAGGGGAUCAAAUACUUUUUUCCCUCACUGUAGAUACUUUUGUACCUGUUUCCUCCAGCAUCUUCACAAGGUCCUUUGCUGUUGUUCUGGGAUUGAUUAGCACUUUCGCACCAAAGUACGUUCAUCUCUAGGUGACCGAACGCGUCUCCUUCUUGAGCAGUAUGACGGCUGCGUUGUGCAAUGGUGUUUAUGCUUGCGUACUAUUGUUUGUACAGAUGAAUACGGUACCUUCAGGCUCCCAAGGAUGAACCAUACUUUUAGAGAUUUAAAAUAAAAUUCUGAGGUCUUCGCUGAUUUCUUUUGAUUUUCCCAUGAUGUCAAGCAAAGAGACACUGAGUUUGAAGGUAGGCCUUGAAAUACAUCCACAGGUACACCUCCAAUUGACUCAAAUUAUGUCAAUUAGCCUAUCAGAAGCUUCUAAAGCCAUGACAUCAUUUUCUGGAAUUUUCCAAGCUGUUUAAAGGCACAGUCAACUUAGUGUAUGUAAACUUCUGACCCACUGGAAUUGUGAUAGUGAAUUAUAAGUGAAAUAAUCCGUCUGUAAACAAUUGUUGGAAAAAUUACUUGUCUCAUGCACAAAGUAGAUGUCCUAACUGACUUGCCAAAACUAUAGUUUAUUAACAAGACAAUUCUGAAAUGGUUGAAAAACUAGUUUUAAUGACUCCAACCUAAGUGUAUGUAUACUUCUGACUUCAACUUUACUGACUUCAACUUUAUAUGUGAGAUUCUUCAAAGUAGCCACCCUUUUCCUUAAUGACAGCUUUGCACACUCUUGGCAUUCUCUCAACCAGCUUCACCUGGAAUGCUUUUCCAACAGUCUUGAAGGAGUUCCCACAUAUCCUUAGCACUUGUUGGCUGCUUUUCCUUCACUCUGCUGUCCGACUCAUCCCAAACCAUCUCAAUUGGGUUGAGGUCGGGGAUUGUGGAGGCCAGGUCAUCUGAUGCAGCAGUCCAUCACUCUCCUUCUUUGUAAAUUAGUCCUUAAACAGCCUGGAGGUGUGUUGGGUCAUUGUCUUGUUGACAAAUGAUAGUCCCACUAAGCCCAAACCAGAUGGGAUGGCGUAUCGCUGCAGAAUGCUUUACAUUUACAUUUACAUUUUAGUCAUUUAGCAGACGCUCUUAUCCAGAGCGACUUACAGGAGCAAUUAGGGUUAAGUGCCUUGCUCAAGGGCACAUUUACGUCAUUUAGCAGACGCUCUUAUCCAGAGCGACUCACAAAUUGGUGCAUUCACCCUAUAGCCAGUGGGAUAACCACUUUACAAUUUUGGGGGGGGGGGGGGGUAGAAGGAUUACUUUAUCCUAUCCCAGGUAUUCCUUAAAGAGGUGGGGUUUCAAAUGUCUCCGGAAGGUGGUGAGUGACUCCGCUGUCCUGGCGUCGUGAGGGAGCUUGUUCCACCAUUGGGGUGCCAGAGCAGCGAACAGUUUUGACUGGGCUGAGCGGGAACUAUGCUUCCGCAGAGGAAGGGGAGCCAGCAGGCCAGAGGUGGAUGAACGCAAUGCCCUCGUUUGGGUGUAGGGACUGAUCAGAGCCUGAAGGUACGGAGGUGCCGUUCCCCUCACUGCUCCAUAGGCAAGCACCAUGGUCUUGUAACGGAUGCGAGCUUCAACUGGAAGCCAGUGGAAUGUGCGGAGGAGGGGGGUGACGUGAGAGAACUUGGGAAGGUUGAACACCAGACGGGCUGCGGCGUUCUGGAUGAGUUGUAGGGGUUUAAUGGCACAGGCAGGGAUGCCAGCCAACAGCGAGUUGCAGUAAUCCAGACGGGAGAUGACAAGUGCCUGGAAUAGGACCUGUGCCGCUUCCUGUGUAAGGCAGGGUCGUACUCUCCGAAUGUUGUAGAGCAUGAACCUGCAGGAGCGGGUCACCGCCUUGAUGUUAGCGGAGAACGACAGGGUGUUGUCCAGGGUCACGCCAAGGCUCUUCGCACUCUGGGAGGAGGACACAACGGAGUUGUCAACCGUGAUGGCGAGAUCAUGGAACGGGCAGUCCUUCCCCGGGAGGAAGAGCAGCUCCGUCUUGCCAGGGUUCAGCUUGAGGUGGUGAUCCGUCAUCCAUACUGAUAUGUCUGCCAGACAUGCAGAGAUGCAAUUCGCCACCUGGUUAUCAGAAGGGGGAAAGGAGAAGAUUAGUUGUGUAUCGUCAGCGUAGCAAUGAUAGGAGAGGCCAUGUGAGGAUAUGACAGAGCCAAGUGACUUGGUGUAUAGGGAGAAAAGGAGAGGGCCUAGAACUGAGCCCUGGGGGACACCAGUGGUGAGAGCACGUGGUGCGGAGACAGCUUCUCGCCACGCCACUUGGUAGUUGCGACCGGUCAGGUAGGACGCAAUCCAGGAGUGAGCUGCGCCGGAGAUGCCCAGCUCGGAGAGGGUGGAGAGGAGGAUCUGAUGGUUCACAGUAUCAAAGGCAGCAGACAGGUCUAGAAGGACAAGAGCAGAGGAGAGAGAGUUAGCUUUAGCAGUGCGGAGAGCCUCCGUGACACAGAGAAGAGCAGUCUCAGUUGAAUGACCAGUCCUGAAACCUGACUGGUUUGGAUCAAGAAGGUCAUUCUGAGAGAGAUAGCAAGAGAGUUGGCUAAAGACGGCACGCUCAAUAGUUUUGGAAAGAAAAGAAAGAAGGGAUACUGGUCUGUAGUUGUUGACAUCAGUGGGAUCGAGUGUUGGUUUUUUGAGAAGGGGAGCAACUCUCGCUCUCUUGAAGACGGAAGGGACAUGGCCAGCGGUCAAGGAUGAGUUGAUCAGCGAGGUGAGGUAGGGGAGAAGGUCACCGGAGAUGGUCUGGAGAAGAGAGGAGGGGAUGGGGUCAAGCGGGCAGGUUGUUGGGCGGCCUGCAGUCACAAGUCGCAGGAUUUUAUCUGGAGAGAGAGGGGAGAAAGAAGUCAAAGCAUAGGGUAGGGCAGUGUGAGUAGGACCAGCAGUGUCAUUAGACUUAACAAACGAGGAUUGGAUGUCGUCAACCUUCUUUUCAAAGUGGUUGACGAAGUCAUCCACAGAGAGAGAGGAGGGGGGGGGGGGGGGGAGGGGGGGAGGAUUCAGGAGGGAGGAAAAUGUGGCAAAGAGCUUCCUAGGGUUAGAGGCAGAUGCUUGGAAUUUAGAGUGGUAGAAAGUGGCCUUAGCAGCAGAAACAGAUGAAGAAAAUGUAGAGAGGAGGGAGUGAAAAGAUGCCAGGUCGGCAGGGAGUUUAGUUUUCUUCCAUUUCCGCUCCGCUGCCCGGAGCUCUGUUCUGUGAGCUCGCAAUGAGUCAUCAAGCCACGGAGCUGGAGGGGAGGACCGAGCCGGCCGGGAGGAUAGGGGACACAGAGAGUCAAAGGAUGCAGAAAGGGAGGAGAGGAGGGUUGAGGAGGCAGAAUCAGGAGAUUGGAGGGAGAAGGAUUGAGCAGAGGGAAGAGAUGAUAGGAUGGAAGAGGAGAGAGUAGUGGGAGAGAGAGAGCGAAGGUUGCGGCGGCGCAUUACCAUCUGUGUAGGGGCAGAGUGAGUAGUGUUGGAGGAGAGCGAGAGAGAAAAGGAAACAAAGUAGUGGUCGGAGACAUGGAGGGGAGUUGCAGUGAGAUUAGUAGAAGAGCAGCAUCUAGUAAAGAUGAGGUCAAGCGUAUUGCCUGCCUUGUGAGUAGGGGGGGACGGUGAGAGGGUGAGGUCAAAAGAGGAGAGGAGUGGAAAGAAGGAGGCAGAGAGAAAUGAGUCAAAUGUGGACAUAGGGAGGUUGAAAUCCCCCAAAACUGUGAGGGGUGAGCCAUCCUCAGGAAAGGAACUUAUCAAGGCGUCAAGCUCAUUGAUGAACUCUCCAAGGGAACCUGGAGGGCGAUAGAUGACAAGGAUAUUAAGCUUAAAUGGGCUAGUGACUGUGACAGCAUGGAAUUCAAAUGAGGAGAUAGACAGGUGGGUUAGGGGAAAAAUUGCGAAUGUCCACUUGGGAGAGAUGAGGAUUCCUGUGCCACCACCCCUCUGACCAGAUGCUCUCGGGGUAUGCGAGAACACAUGGUCAGACGAGGAGAGAGCAGUAGGAGUAGCAGUGUUUUCAGUGGUAAUCCAUGUUUCCGUCAGCGCCAGGAAGUCGAGGGACUGGAGGUUAGCAUAGGCUGGGAUGAAGUCAGCUUUGUUGGCAGCAGAACGGCAGUUCCAGAGGCUGCCUGAGACCUGGAACUCCAGGUGUGGGGUGCGUGCAGGGACCACCAGGUUAGAGAGGCAGCAGCCACGCGGUGUGAGGCGUUUGUGUAGCCUGUGCAGAGAGGAGAGAACAGGGAUAGGCAGAGGCAUAGUUGACAGGCUGUAGCAAAUGGCUACAAUAAUGCAGAGGAGAUCGGAAUGAAAUGAACUAAACAUCUGGAAGAAGAGAGAGCAGGGCCUCCCUCACCAAAACGUCCACCUCAGAAACUAUAAUUGUUUCACUGAACCACCCGAACAAAAACUCUCCCAACUUCCACCUUUAGAAAUCAGAAUUGUUGUGAACCACAGCGGUUCAAUGUUUAAAGGAGUAGACUCAACCCACUUUAUUCAGCUAGCUAACUAUGACACCAUAGCUAACUAGCAUGCUAGCAUCCAAUAACACACAGUUUAGCACCAACACUUGGUCACAACAAACCACCAAUAGUGUGUUAACACACUAAGCAGAUAAUUCGUGUCCGUGUCUAGUUCCUUUCAUAACGCAGCAAUAAUUAAACGUUGGCUAGCUUAGCACAAAUAUAUUGUAUUUAGCUGCCACAGUACAGCACACAAUGGCUACUAUGUUGACUCUGUUCGAAAAAUGGCUAGCUAGCUAGCUUCGUGCUACACCGAAGACAAUGCCAACCUACAGUAACUACCCACAACAGCCCACGAUGCCUAACUAUGACGCCAUAGCUAACUAGCAUGCUAGCAUCCAAUAACACACAGUUUAGCACCAAUACUUGGUUACAACAAACUACCAAUAGUGUGUUAACACACUAAACAGAUAAUUCGUGUCCGUGUCUAGUUCCUUUCAUAACGCAGCAAAAAUUAAACGUUGGCUAGCUAGCACAUUAACAUUGGAAACAACUCUCCACCGUUGUUAAACGUUACCAGUAGCUACCCGCUAGCUAGCUAGCCUCGUGCUUUCUCCGGGCUCCGCCGUAAACAAUACUUACCUACAAUAAUUACCUACGGAAACCUACGGAAACCUACAAUAACUACCUAAAUAAACUACCUACAAUACCUAACUACAACUACCUACCUACGAUCAAAUGCAUGGUUUAAGCUUUACUCAACACCAUAUAAGAAGCCAAGCUUACCUCAAGCUUACCUCCUGCUAGAGAACACACAACCUCUCCCGACCCUACAUACUAUUCUACUGGCUUUGGUAGCCAUGCUGGUUAAGUGUGCCUUGAAUUCUAAAUAAAUCAGACAGUGUCACCAGCAAAGCACCCCCACACCAUAACACCUCCUAUUCCAUGCUUUACGGUGGGAAAUACACAUGUGGAGAUCAUCUGUUCACCCACACCGCUUCUCACAAUGACACAGGGGUUGGUACCAUAAAUGUCCAAUAUGGACUCCAGACCAAAGGACACAUUUCCACCGGUCUAAUGUCCAUUGCUCAUGUUUCUUGGCCCAAGCAGGUCUCUUCUUCUUAUUGGUGUCCUUUAGUAGUGGUUUCUUUGCAGCAAUUUGACCAUGAAGGCCUGAUUCACACAGUCCCCUCUGAACAGUUGACGUUGAAAUGUGUCUGUGACAUGAACUCUGAAGCAUUUAUAUGGGCUGCAAUUUCUGAGGCUGGUAACUCUAAUGAACUUAUCCUCUGCAGCAGAGGUAACUCUGGGUCUUCCUUUCCUGUGGUGGUCCUACUGAGAGCCAGUUUCAUCAUAGCGCUUGAUGGUUGUUGCGACUGCACUUGAAGAAACUUUCAAAGUUCUUGACAUUUUCCGGAUUGACUGACCUUUGUGUCUUAAAGUAAUGCUGGACUGUCGUUUGUCUUUGCUUAUUUGAGCUGUUCUUGCCAUAAUAUGGACUUGGUCUUUUACCAAACAGGGCUAUCUUCUGUAUACCAACCCUUCCUUGUCACAACACAACUGAUUGACUCAAAGACAUUAAGAAGGAAAUAUAUUCCACAAAUUAACUUUUAACAAAGCACACCUGUUAAUUGAAAUGCAUUCCAGGUGACUACCUCAUGAAGCUGGAGAAUGCCAAGAGAGUGCAAAGCUGUCAUCAAGGCUAAGGGUGGCUACUGUGAAGAAUCUCAAAUAUAAAAUAUAUUUUGAUUUGUUUAACACUUUUUUGGUUACUACAUAAUUCCAUAUGUGUUAUUUCGUAGUUUUGGUGUCUUCACUAUUAUUCUACAAUGUAGAAAAUAUUAAAAAUAAAGAAAAACCCUUGAAUGAGUAGGUGUGUCCAAACUUUUGACUGGUACUGUAUGAAAAUUGGAAAACUCCAGGUAGCCUACAGCUGUUAAGCUGCACUCCAUAUAACAGAAUAAAAUAUGGUUAAAAAUUGCUGUGGUUUUUGGUUUUAGCAGGCUUCAAACAUGUAGCAUUUAAAAUGACCUUUCCAUCACCACCUCCAUAUGCCCUGUAGUUGAGAUGUUGUGUACUGAAUCACUGUCUCUCUCCACAGCCUCUGUGGUGGACAGCUAUGUGGAGGUGGCACAGUUUGCAGCCCCCAUGUCCAUGUGUGAGAUGCCUGACAGUCUGCAGGACACGCGGGAGCCCACCAUCGCCCAGCUGCUGCAGGAAAAAGCCCUCUACUCCUUCUCCGAGUGGCCAAAGGUACGGUACACGGGGAGUUGACCUGCCAACCGCCUUGAAAACUGUUUCUGUUUCAUGUUUGACAAGGGGAAUUGGUUGACAAUAUCGGAUUAGGGUAAAACUAUUUUAUUCCAAAAAUCUGAUUUUCAAACUAAUCCUUAACCAUAUGUCCAUAACCUUAUGUCGAACACUAACCUUUAAAUUAAGACCAAAAAGCAGAUUUUCAUAAUCAUACUUUUGUAUAUAUAGUGUAUGUGGACACCCCUUCAAAUUAGUGGAUUCUGCUAUUUCAGCCACACCCGUUGCUGACAGGUGUAUACAAUUGAGCACACAGCCAUGCAAUCUCCAUAGACAAACAUUGGCAGUAGAAUGGCCUAACUGAAGAGCUCAGUGACUUUCAACGUUGCACCGUCAUCGGAUGCCACCUUUCCAACAAGUCAGUUCGUCAAAUUUCUGCCCUGCUAGAGCUGCCCCGGUCAAUUGUAAGUUAUGUUAUUGUGAAGUGGAAACGUCUAGGAGCAACAACGACUCAGUCGCGAAGUGGUAGGCCACAUAAGCUCACAAAACGGGACCGGCGAGUGGUGAAGCAUGUAGCAUGUAAAAAUUGUCUCUCCUCGGUUGCAACACUCCCUACCGAGUUCCAAACUGCCUCUGGAAGCAACGUCGGCACAAGAACUGUUAGUCGGGUGCUUCAUGAAAUGGGUUUCCAUGGCCGUGCUCAAUGCCAUGCGUCAGCUGGAGUGGUGUAAAGCUCACCGCCAUUAGACGCUGGAGCAGUGGAAAAGCGUUCUCUGGAGUGAAGAAUCACACUUCACCAUCUGGCAGUCCGACGGACGAAUCUGGGUUUGGCGGAUGCCGGUAGAACGCUACCUGUCCAAAUGUUUAGUGCCAACUGUAAAGUUUGGUGGAGGACGAAUAAUAUUCUGGGGCUGUUAUUCAUGGUUCGGGCUAGGCCCCUUAGUUCCAGUGAAGGGAAAUCUUAACGCUACAGCAUACAAUGGCAUUCUAGACAAUUCUGUGCUUCCAGCUUUGUGGCAAUGGUUUGUGGGAUGCCCUUUCGUGUUUCAUCAUGACAAUGCCACCGUGCCCAAACCAAGGUCCAUACAGAAAUGGUUUGUUGAGAUCGGUGUGGAAGAACUUGACUGGCCUGCACAGAGCCUUGACCUUAACCCUAUCAAACACCUUUGGGAUGAAUUGGAACACCGACUGCGAGCCAGGCCUAAUCGCCCAACAUCAGUGCCCGACCUCACUAAUGCUCUUGUGGCUGAAUGGAAGCAAAUCCCUGCAGCAAUGUUCCAAUAUCUAGUGGAAAGCCUUCCCAGAAGAGUGGAGGCUGUUAUAGCAGCAAAGGGGGGACCAACUCCAUGUUAAUGCCCAUGAUUUUGGAAUGAGAUGUUCGACGAGCAGGUGUCCACAUACAUUUGCUCAUGUAGUGUACAUUUUCACGAUAUAGCCAAUUUUGACUUUGCAGCUAGGCCAUAUACUGGGAACCAGGGCAAUGAUGCGUGGGGCUUUUUUGUGCACCUUUGCGUUGCAGGAUCGGGUGAUCAUCAACCGCCUGGACAGCAUCUGUCACGCCAUCUUGAAAGGGAAGUGGCCCUCUUCCAUCCAGCAGUAUGACUCUCCCAGCUCUCUGGAAAACACCUAUGUGCCCAACAGUGUGCACCAGAGUGCUGGCGUCAUCUCAGCCAGGGUACAGCCAUCCCAGAGGCUUAACUUCAACAUCCCAGCCCCGCCUGUCACCCGCCUGCCCAAGGUGACAAGUGCAUGUUCAUCUUCUGUCCCUUUCUCACGUCAUAAUUCAUAACCAUCGUUGUUGAAAUCCUUAUUUUCUGACGUUUUUGUGGAUAUUCGCCAGUCUAUUGUCAGUAUUCAUUGUUAAUAUUUUUCCAUUCUUCUUCCAUUUCCAUCCUGUUCAGUACAAGUCAAGAAAUGCCGGGGAAUGCAGCCGGGGAGGCUGGAGGUUGACAUCCUUGCCUCUCUUGCAGGAGAGGUUGGUGGCGCCGCCCUAUCUGCCCGAACUAAAGCGGGGUAGGCGUGCGUUUGAGUACGAGGCAGAGGUGGUCAGUAAGCAGUACCACACAGGGGAGAAGAUGCCCGUAACUCUGUCGAACAGAGGCGGGGCACUGCUGCUCAACGGCUGGCAGGAGGCGGCCAUGGACCUCUCCAAGGCCGGGGAUCUGGGUAUUGGGGGCGAAGCGGCAGCCACUGUAGGCCACAUGAGCAACCAGGACCACCCCGGUGCCCAAAAACUGCCCGCCAUGGGGGCCAUGCAGAGUGCCAUGCAGGGUUCGGUGGGGAUGGACAUGGCCGGGAUCCUGCAGGCAGGUCUCAUCCACCCCGUCACUGGCCAAAUCGUCAACGGCAACCUGAGGUGUGACGACGCCAUCAUGCGCCGGAGGAGAGGCAGACGGAGAAAUGUGGAGGCGGUUGACAUCGGGUUCGUCAAGAGCAGAGGAAUGCAUGUGCCGGAACAACAGGUUUGUCAAGUCAAAACUCCUUUUGGUUUUGUGAACAGCAAAAGGGCCAGCUUAAUGGUACUAGUUUUCUGCACCUCCUGGUUUUGAUGAUAAUUACUGUGGACCUGUCCCCCCACCAAGUUCAGGGUGAAGGACAGUAAAGUGAACUUGUGGUUUGGUGCUUGGAGGCAAUUGGUAUGCAAGGUUGUACAAUAGCGUAUCACUAGUAGUGUUGUCACGAUACCAGGUUUAGUAUCACAAUACUCAAUACCAUCACAAUACUCGAUAUCAAAACGAUACCACUGCAAAAAAAGGUGUAUUAGCCAAAGUCACAGAAUGGCACUUGAUCCAGACAGAUAAACUCAGCUACUGCUCUGUUCAAUCGUUGGACGUCUUUUGAGUUAUGAAAUGUCACUUCUGACACCAAUGUAAUGAAACAGGCAGGGGGUGUGGCACGAACCCUCAACCUUCUGGCCGGUAGCCCAGCGGAAAUCGACUGUGCCACAAAAGCAUGCUCCAGUGGCAGAGUCGAUAUCCGCGCUUAUAAGCCAGGGUCGCUACAUUAUCUUUGGACUUGAGGGAGAGACGAUUGUGAAUUAAUUACGUUUUUGGUGACAAUAAGCUUUGAAAUCAGCAUAUUUUGCGUUUUAUUUUUAUUAUACUAGGAUUUUGAAUUGAUGUCAGUUCAGCUGUAACUUGCACAGAAAGAUAGCCUACAAAGCUGGAAGCUACCAGUAUCUUUUAGUUUUAAAAUUAUUCAAGUGUGUUAACUUCUGUGCAGCAUGAGUGGAGAGCUAACCUGUUGCAGCCAAGACACUCUCAGUGCUCUAGCAAUGAGUAAGUGGAGCAGGCAAGAGGCACGCUGUGCUCGUGGGACAUUGGCUGCAAUGAUAGACAAACUUGAUCCUCUCAAUCAGUAUGCGACGUGAGACACAAUUGACAGAAGUACCGAAGUAAAAAAAGAUAAUCUAGUACCGAACCAUUUUUAAUGUUCUAGUAUCGAAAAAGUACAGAGUUUCGUUAUACCGUGCAACACUAAUCACUAGCGCUUCAUACUAGAGUUGAGUUGGGAAUCAAAGACACCUGUUUGUUUCCCUGUGUUUUUUCCUCUACAGGGCAGGGUAGAUUCUGCAGUGUCGUCCACCUCCUCCCCACCGGAGCGGCCCCCGGGAACCUCCACCCCCACCCAGUCAGAGGUGGUGGCCAUCGACAGAGAGGCUGCCAACAAGAGCUUGAUGGAAUGGCUGCGACAGAAUCCCAACUACAACAUGGAGGUGCCCACUUUCGCACCGGUGAGUUGAUCCUCCAUGCACAUUCAUCUUAUCCAUUGUCCAAAUUCCCUUUUCUUUUGUGAAAUCCCAGUUGGAGGAUUCCCUCUCCAUUGGAGGAUUCCUGGAAUCAAGAGGGAAUAAGCAGGAGGGAACUGGGAUUUCUGAAAAACUUGUUAACUUUGAGAACGUUUCUGUUAAGAGGGUUCAACUCACCAGCUGAUUUUAUAGUAAGGUUUUAUAGUAAGUGAAUAUCAUUUGGAGUAGUGUGCUUUUCUUGCCAAAUCUUGGGUUUCAGUCUCCUGGCGCAGCGAUUUUGCACAGCUUUGUGGAGCGGCCCAAGCAGCGGCGGCAUCGCUGCAAAGACCCAACCAAGCUGGACGUCAACUCCCUAACAGGGGAGGAGAGGGUCCCCGUGGUUCAUAGGGGCACUGGCCGUAGGGUAACUAUUUUGACUCAAACACACACACACACACCAACACUGAUGCACAAGCACUGAACACUGAAGCACACUGAUAUUAACCAUCCCAAAAUUCUUAUGAGAGUAAAGUACCUGUCGGAUAAAAAAAAACUCACGAGAGGCCUGAUGGAAACAGCAAAUUGUGGCUAAACUUUCCUAUUUUUCAUAAACAAAAUACGUUCGACGGGUGGAUAAUUUUUUUGUCGGUGAAAUAGAUACAGUGGGGAGAACAAGUAUUUGAUACACUGCCAAAUUUGCAGGUUUUCCUACUUACAAAGCAUGUAGAGGUCUGUAAUUUUUAUCAUAGGUACACUUCAACUGUGAGAGACGGAAUCUAAAACAAAAAUCCAGAAAAUCACAUUGUAUGAUUUUUAAGUAAUUAAUUUGCAUUUUAUUGCAUGACAUAAGUAUUUGAUACACCAGAAAAGCAGAACUUAAUAUUUGGUACAGAAACCUUUGUUUGCAAUUACAGAGAUCAUAUGUUUCCUGUAGGUCUUGACCAGGUUUGCACACACUCCAGCAGGGAUUUUGUCCCACUCCUCCAUACAGACCUUCUCCAGAUCCUUCAGGUUUCAGGGCUGUCGCUGGGCAAUACGUACUUUCAGGUCCCUCCAAAGAUUUUCUAUUGGGUUCAGGUCUGGAGACUGGCUAGGCCACUCCAGGACCUUGAGAUGCUUCUUACGGAGCCACUCCUUAGUUGCCCUGGCUGUGUGUUUCGGGUCGUUGUCAUGCUGGAAGACCCAGCCACAAUCCAUCUUCAAUGCUCUUACUGAGGGAAGGAGGUUGUUGGCCAAGAUCUCGCGAUACAUGGCCCCAUCCAUCCUCCCCUCAAUACGGUGCAGUCGUCCUGUCCCCUUUGCAGAAAAGCAUCCCCAAAGAAUGAUGUUUCCACCGCCAUGCUUCACGGUUGGGAUGGUGUUCUUGGGGUUGUACUCAUCCUUCUUCUUCCUCCAAACACGGCGAGUGGAGUUUAGACCAAAAAGCUAUAUUUUUGUCUCAUCAGACCACAUGACCUUCUCCCAUUCCUCCUCUGGAUCAUCCAGAUGGUCAUUGGCAAACUUCAGACGGGCCUGGACAUGCGCUGGCUUUGCAGGGGGACCUUGCGUGCGCUGUAGGAUUUUAAUCCAUGACGGCAUAGUGUGUUACUAAUGGUUUUCUUUGAGACUGUGGUCCCAGCUCUCUUCAGGUCAUUGACCAGGUCCUGCCGUGUAGUUCUGGGCUGAUCCCUCACCUUCCUCAUGAUCAUUGAUGCCCCACGAGGUGAGAUCUUGCAUGGAGCCCCAGACCGAGGGUGAUUGACCGUCAUCUUGAACUUUUUCCAUUUUCUAAUAAUUGCGCCAACAGUUGUUGCCUUCUCACCAAGCUGCUUGCCUAUUGUCCUGUAACCCAUCCAAGCCUUGUGCAGGUCUACAAUUUUAUCCCUGAUGUCCUUACACAGCUCUCUGGUCUUGGCCAUUGUGGAGAGGUUGGAGUCUGUUUGAUUGAGAGUGUGGACAGGUGUCUUUUAUACAGGUGACGAGUUCAAACAGGUGCAGUUAAUACAGGUAAUGAGUGGAGAACAGGAGGGCUUCUUAAAGAAAAACUAACAGGUCUGUGAGAGCCGGAAUUCUUACUGGUUGGUAGGUGAUCAAAUACUUAUGUCAUGCAAUAAAAUGCAAAUUAAUUACUUAAAAAUCAUACAAUGUGAUCUUAUGGAUUUUUGUUUUAGAUUCCAUCUCUCACAGUUGAAGUGUACCUAUGAUUAAAAUUACAGACCUCUACAUGCUUUGUAAGUAGGAAAACCUGCAAAAUCGGCAGUGUAUCAAAUACUUGUUCUCCCCACUGUAUGUGACAAAUGGCGGUGGAUACACUUUUUUGCGCAAUUGUUGAUAGAAUAACCAUCAUGUCACAGUAAACUUGCAGUCAUGCGACGCUUUGUUGUGCGGUCCUCCCACAACAACUUGGAAAAGCAUGCACAGUUUAUUAGGCUACAGAUGAAAUAGGUUAUCAAAUCAAAGUUUAUUGGUCGCAUACACCAUUUAGUAGAUGUUAUAGCGGGUGCAGCAAAAUGCUUAUGUUACUAGCUCCUAACAAUGCAGUAUGAUGAACUUAACAGGGUGGUGAAAGUGCAUGCUGAGCUUGAUGCUAAUUUCAAAUGAAGUUUGAGGGUCAUAAUUUGUAUGCUGGUGACAAUGAGGAUCGGAGUUUGGCUGCCAGUUGACAAAUAAAUAUUAUCUUGCUCUUAUCAAUAAUCUCAUCACCCACUGCACUGUACCCUGUCUGCGAGCUGUUGGCUACACCAGACCAGAGUGUGCAUUUGCUGUUUAUCGCAAUACUUUUUGUGGCAAAACCAUCGACAGAGGUAAAAAUGGGGAUGGAAACACAUUAGAGGUUCUAUUUUUUUAUUGGGUAAAUCAAAAAGUUAUACAACAGAGUUUUUUAUGUGCACGUUGUCAUUACACAGAGCUUUUUUUAUUCACAAAAACACAGUUUGAUGGAAACACAGCUGCCGUUAAAAUAUGCAUAUUUUUUUUGCAAAUACUACAAUAUUCGUUUAAAUCUUUCGACAGAUGUAUUUUUACCUAGCUACUGGCAUUUCUUUAUCCAUGGUUAACAGGUGAAUGAAGACACUUCUCCCCACCCAACUGUGCUCCUUCACAUUGAUUGAAUACACUCCUUUGAUAAGACAUAGCAUAACAAAAUGUGCAUUAAAUGUAAUAAAUGUUUGACAUGCUUUGACAAGAUAACAGCCUGAAUUAUACACAUAUGCAUCAUUUAUAUUUAUGGUAUGUGUGUGUGUGUGUACAACAACUCAUUGAGGGCUGUAUUUUUCUGUGCUGUAGCUUGGGGGUGCUAUGGCUCCAGCAAUCAAGGAGCUUUCCCGAUGGCUGGAUGCGAAUACUGAGUACUGCGUGGCACCCGACUGGGCAGAUGUCGUGAAACACUCUGUGAGUAGCAUGGCAUUUUCACUCUCUCUCAUCCACAUAAAUGUCCCAUCAAAUAGUUUCAUUAGAAUGCUUCCAUUUUUAAUUAGGCAUUUAAUCAUCUUGAAUAGUGCAGUUGUCAGAACCUACUGCCUCACAAAGACUACAGAUGUCAUUCAAAUCCCUUACUGCAUUUUCCUCAAGCUAAUGCCUUGCGUUUCCAGGGCUUUCUUCCCGAGGGCAAGUUCACCCGCAUCCUCACUGAGCCCGUGUGCCGCGACCAGGGGCCCCGCCGACGGGGCCGUCGUCCCCGCGGCGAAAUGCCCAAGCCCCUCCUCUCUGAGUCGCCUAUGGGCCCGCUCUUUAUGAACGGCGGCCUGAUCGGUAGCAUGGACCUGGUCAGCCUCCAGAACCUUCACAAUGUCCAGGGCAUCCCACUCACAGGCUUGAUGGGAUUCCCCCAUGGCUUUGCUGUGUCUGCCGGCGAGGACGCAAAGAAUGGCCUGAGCAUGCUGCCCAUGAUGCUCCACGGCAUACACGGCGCCCCCCACAUGUUCAGCGUUCAGGGACUGAAGGGGCAGCCGCCCACCUGCUCCGCUACCACCACCUCCUCCUUGGCUGCAGUUACCACCACUACGGCCUCCUCCUCAGCGGCCAGUAGCCCCUCCCGAGGCCCCAGCCAGGCAUCUUCGAGCACAGGGGCCGAGGGCUCCGGCAUUCAGCCUGGCACAGAGAGAAAGAGGGAGGACAAGCAGCAAGGUGCGAUGGGCAGCCACAGCAUCGCGGCCAUCACCACCACCGCGGCGACCAGCAGCAGCAGUGGCGUCGGCAGUAGCAGUGGCAGCCACCUGGCCUUCAACCCUUUCCUCGUUCCGGGGAUGUCCCAUGGACUGCUGUACCCUCACAUGUUCCUCCCGCACGGGGGCAUCAUGGCGCUGCCAGGCAUGCCGCCUGCAGACUCCUCCGGCAGCCCAAAGAGGAAGAAAAGAACAAGGGAGGAAGGGGUGGUGGUGGUGGAGGAGGCAGGCAGACACAGCCACUUACAGACGGACAGUGGGCCUCCGAAAAAACCCAGUGAUGGCCAGACUGGGGAGAGCACGGCUGACCAGGCCGGGCCGGAGGCAAGGGAGCAGAUGGAGGACAACAUUCAGCAGGAGGGCACGGGACACGACUCCCAUGAUCCUCCAGAGGUAAACCCCAAGAAGAGCGUUGAAGAGGAGAGAGGAUCGGAGGAGAAUAGCGUGAUUGAGGAGGAAAAACUGCCUGAGGAGGAGAGAGAGUCAAGGGGGGCAGAGGAUUCACAAUAG
Molecule: messenger RNA, 63561 nt
Organism: Coregonus sp. 'balchen'
Lineage: Eukaryota; Metazoa; Chordata; Actinopteri; Salmoniformes; Salmonidae
Source: the annotation of a GenBank genome assembly